AUGAGCGGACCGCUGGUUUUCCAGAUGUGGAUGGUUUUAUUGUUGGGGACAGUUCCCGGGCUCGUGAGGGCUCAGGUCUCCACGGCCAAAGUGAUGAGGGGUAACAUCAGGAGAGACGGUGAGACUGUGGCUUUGUUAUUUCACUCUUGUUGCUGUGCUGAGGGUGCUUACUGCUGAAUCUGUCUGCUGGAUGUGUUGAAAAGUUUGAAAGAAUGUUUCUUGUUCACAUUUCUUAACUUUUCCUGAAAGUGUGUUAAAGGUGGCUUUAUGGUGUGAAUUAAAGCUGUGAGGUUUUAUGCUGUUAAGUUGUGAUGAAGCAAUUGCAUAUUGUCCCAUAUGCAUUAUUAGAUCAUGUAUUUUCUCCCCUUGAUUCGGCAUACUAUAUGGAAGUAAAACUGUGCCAUCUGAUUUUAAAUUUGAAUGUCUAAAGCUGAAUUUUUUUGCAUCAAGAUCAGACUUUGAAUUUGGAAACUAUUGAAUUUCAAGCAUGCAUUUUUAUUUCUGACACUCAUUUUUCCACAAUGAUGAAAUAAAUUCAGUGUAAAAAAAAUUUAACAUAAAAAAAUUGUCCAAAAAUUUAGUGUAAAACACACUGACUCAACUAUAGACAUUAUACAUUAUAUAUCAGGAUUACAUUUCACAAAUAGGAUUGAAAAAUAUUUUUGAUUAUUUUUAAUGUGUGACAUUUUCCUGUAUUAUGGCUACAUCCCUGCCAUUGUAAAAAACCAAACUGUGAAAAUCGGGCAGAGAUUUGUUAUUAUUAAUAUGGUUGGGCAUUCCUACCUACCUUCAUGCACUGGAGGCGCAUGGGGGACCCAUCCAAGAUGGCAGCCACGCUCCAAUAGGCAACAUUGGGCUUUGAGGAGUCUACGUAUAUUAUGUCUAUGGACUCAAAAUCCAGGUAACCAGGGAGAAGCAAUCGAUUCCUGGCUCAAUCAUCCAUCAUUCAGCCAAUCAAGUGGAAGAUGGAAGAUUGAGGAAUUGAUUACUUCUCCCCGAUUACCCAGAUGUUGAUUAGGUCUGUUUUACACAAAUGUUUUUGACACUGAAAUUUGUUUCAGUUGAAUUUUUUUUACAUAUAGUUUAUUAUUAAGUAGAAUUUUUACUACACAAAUAUUUUGAGAUUUUUUUUCCACUGAAUAUAUUUUAUCAUUAUAAAAAAAAUACGUGUAAGAAAUAAAAAUGCAUGUUUGAAAUUCUGUCUGAUUUUGAUGCAAAAAAAAUCUGCUUUAGAAAUUCAAAGUCAAAUGGCACAGAUUUACUUCCAUAAUACUCAUUUCAUAUUAUCACUGACAUAUCUGCUAGUAAUAAUUGAAUACAACUGACCCAAAAUGAAACACUACAAGUGUGAGAGAUGGGUAGUAUGGCUGGUUGAAGUGAAAGCAUGUUGCAGAGAAAGCAGUAGAAAAGUACAGAUGCUUGGUGAAUGGAGGAGAAAAGGUUAGUGGGUAAAAGAAGCUGUUUAGAGAGUCUGUGGAAUGACCAUGCUGCUCCACUUUCACAGCUUUUGAAAACCAAGUUAGUCUCAGACAAACUGUGGUUCCGUCUCAGCAGCGUGUCUCAUUCACUCAACCUGAGGUCUUCAGACUCAAGCGUCUUGCUUGUCUCACUUCCUGCAGGUGCGCCAUGCUUACAUUUCGUUUGGCCCUGGAGCUACAGUAAGUACUCCAGUGCUGGAGUACUUAUACACACACACACACACAUGCACACACUCAUAUAUUGCACAUGGAGGCAUUCACUCAGCUGCAUGUUUGCAUUUGCCUGGGAAAUAGUCAAAUACCAUUGUAUUAGGUUCUAACCUGGAUAACUGCCCCUCAGGCCUGUUUCAACUCUCACCCUAAUGUGGUUCUUAAACUAAAAAAUAACAGAGUGAGAGGUCAUGACACUCGAGUAUAUCCCAACAUUUUGGCAGCAUUUGCUUCUCAAUCAAAUAUCCCUGAGCAUCUCAAGUUCAUGCUCAAGACAAGUCAUUUUAGAAACCAAACACGCCAUGCAUGUAGAGUGCAUCUAAACACACUUGAAUAAGUAAAUAUCAGGAUUUUUGCUGCUUUAGCCUGAGUGUGAGGCAUCUACAGAUGUUGGCUUCAGGGUUACAACCUGUCAGGAGCAAAGCAGUUGCAGGGUCUUGUUCAAUCAGAGUGAGAGCCUAUAAAAGAAAUGUAAGAUGUCAUAAAAGUAGACAUAUAGUAGAUAGAAGAAGAGAUUGAUUGGCAAAGUAAUAAAACAAAAGUUUAUUCUGAAGGAGUAUGAUAGAUGUACCAGCUCUAGUUGAUGCAGGUUGGCAUAAAAAGCCUUUGUUCUCUUGCUGAAUAGAGGGAGGAAAAUGUAUUAAGCAGGACUGAUCAGAUGCAUGAAGUUUUUUUUUUUUUUGCUAACAUGCUUUUACAAAUACUUUAAAAAGGGAGUUUUCAUGACAUGUUCCAACAGAUUUUGUCAGAUCUGCCCUUUUUUUGUUUUGCAGCUAAACUCCUCUGAAGUUGAUACAAGCACAUCAUUCUUUUUUAUUACCGUUCACUCUUAACAUUAUCUUUAUCGACUUUCACGCUUUAUUUCAAAUGAAUGUUUUCAAACUACCCCUCCUUGAACCAUUUACAAUAUUACAUUAUUUUUAAAUUGUUAAACGAUUACAUAUGAUAGAAAUCAACGCAUUUAUCUCCAUCAAGGAGACAGUUCACCACUGUGUCGGAGCGUUUUUAAGAAGCUGCCGCUGCCCUUUAGCAAGUCUUUUUAACAUAAACACAUACUUGUGGUUGACUGAUGUGGUUAAACUUGAAUCAAAAGAAAUAAACAGUGUCUCUUUUGUACAUAUCCCUGGGAUGUCUACACUUGCCAUCUGUCAAAUUAAUCCAAAAUACGGGAACACCCGUUGAAGUUGUUUGGAAAUUAUUAGAUCUGAGAAAAUGCCCUCAGAACUUGGCUGGAGCACAUGCUUUUUUUUGUUUGAGUAUGAACCUCUGUUUUUCUUUUUUUUUUUUUUGUUGGAGUGUUGCACAGUUUCAGACAAUUAAAUCAUUCUGUCAGUGGUGGAGCUUUUGAGGAUGACAUAACUUUUUGAACACUGUCACAUGGGAGAGGAGCCGUCACUGCAGAUCCUGCUGGCAGGGCCGCUGAGCCAUCUUUACUCUCUGUUAAUAUCAAAUCAGAUCACCGUUAUCAAAGUGAACUCUUUGAUAUCUUGAUGAUCUUUUGUUGCACAAAGGCGACUGCGAUAGCUGCUGCUGAGACAGACAGGUUGUUAGAUGCUGCACAUGCUUUCAGAGGCUUUUAGAUUCACAGCAUGUUGAAUUAUGUGAGCGCUUAGUUCGGUGAUUAAAUUCACUGUUGCUCAUUUACUGUGUCCCGGUGUGAAACAGGACUAGGAGCUGGGUAACUUUGAUUCCUCCUAUUGUGAUUGUGAAAGUGCCCAAGUAUGCACUUUAUAUGAAUGUGUGUGUGUGUGUGUGUGUGUAUACGUGUUCUGUCAUAAUGUCAGAAAGUCUGAGCUCAUUUCAAGGAAUUCCCCCCAAGGUUUUCUUUUCCACCCUGUUGGUUCAGGGGUUCACUUGUUUUUUUUCUCUCUGCCAUUGAAGAGUAUCAGCAUGUGUGCAUUAAAAGUGUCGUGUUGUGUGUGUGUGUCAAGAUCAGGAGACAAGGAGUAUUCCUAGAAAAAGGAAACACACAAACACACAUGUAAACACGCACAACAAAGUAAACACUCUUUGGCCUCUUGCCCUGAACAGCUUCUCAUCUCUGCUGAAGAGACCCAGACAGAAUAAAAUGCAUGUCACAUAUUGAGUGUGUGUGUGUGUGUUUGUGUGAGUGUGAGUGUGUAUACUAGUGUGUGUAGAGGGACGAAGAUAGAAACAAACAUAAAGUUGUCAGACACUGGUGCCUCCAGAUAAAAGUCACAAUAUCGGGGUAAACCACCAUCAUACCUAUUCGUGAAAGAGUGUAAAUCGUCCAUCUUCAAACUGUUGUCGUUACAAGUGUUUUCUCUAACAGUUAGUGUCACCUGCUCUUAGUUUUUUCUUUUUUUUUAGUUGUAAAGGGUUAUUAUCCUGUGACUCUGAGGCAUCAUAAAGUAAAAGAAAGCAAACACAGAAAAUAACCAUCUUUCUAUGUAAAGACCUCCAUUGUGUUCAGAAAAAUACAUUUUCAAUGCAGCUGUCUGUUUUCGCCUUUUACCAUCUGUUUUCAACAUCUUGCUAACAAUCAGUAUGCGUGUUGAGCUCAGCAUAUGGCGAUGUUGAAAGUUGUCAGGUAUGAAACCGACUGCCUGUGAUCAGUUUGCCUGAAGUUGAGCCAACCUUUGGCGUUUGCUUUUGGCUGUCAUCAAAAAGCAAAAACUAUGGAUUUCAGUGUAUUUAUCGGAUGUAAAAGAACUCCACUUCUGAGUAAAAUACCAUAAUACAACAAAAGAGUUCUCACUGCUUUAACACUGGUUUGUUGGUCAUACAUGUAGGACUUAGUCAAUAAAACAACGUGAAAAGAGAAGGUUACACUCCACCGUUUCAAAUAAUACAAGCACUCAGUGAGUAAGACGCAGCCACCCGGACUGUGGUUGUUGAGUUUAAAUCUUAGGGUUGUGUGGCUUAGACAUAAACCACCCAUGUCUGUAUUAGACUUAGAUCCAGAUAUUCACAACAACAGGUUCUUCCAUGUUAAAAAUAAUCAAAUUAGAUUAAAUUUCAUCCAUUUCUAUACAAAUUUCUAAAUUUUUUUCAUAGACAACAACAUGUUUCUGAGAGUAUUAGCGUCACUUUUGUCGAAAACCUGUGAACUGAAUCAAACAUCUAUGGCCGGGGGAAGUGUUACACUACUUUUCAAGUGCACAGGAAUGUGUAGCUCCCUCCCAGAGAUUUCAGUUCACUGUUAUCUUAUUUCCCCUUCUUGACCUCAAGAUUAGUUGGAGUUAUGUAAUAGUUCUCACACAGACUCACACAUGCGCUAUUUUCAACAAAAAGUGUGACAACAUUAAGAUGUUCCUGUAAAAGCAUACUUUCAGUCAAGGAUUACAUCUUCCAACAAAUAAAACCUCAAAAACUGGAUAUACUACUUGAAUUGUGUCGCGAUCUUGGGCGUUUUUAAACAGAGAAUAACUUCUAUUCAGAGAAAUAGAAUACAUUAUCUUCUAUAAAGGCUGCUGGCGCAUCUUCCUGGUUCCUCCUCUUCUUUAUUCCAAUAGUUCCUCUCUUAUCUUUGGCCCUCCUCUCUCAGUGCUGUCUUAUCAGUCGCUGCCUUGCCACAUAUCAGUCCAUCUCUCUAGAUCCUCCUCUUUCAAUCUCUCCCUUUCUCAUUUCUGCCUUUAUCUCACCCCAUCUGUUCAUCUCCUUUUAAUCAAAAGCCUCUUCAACCUGUCGGGGCCCUGUGAGCAAACAUAGUGUCGCAAACAGUGUCACAGACAUGCAAGCUAGCACCCGUGCAUAAAACAAAGCUACAUGAGCAGAGAUAAUGCAUUUUACAGUCGACUUAUGUUAAGCUAACAUUUCAAACCCUUCGAAGAUCCCCCAUGCUCAGGAGAUCCAGGCGUGAAGGAACAGGAAUUAAUGGAAAAGGUAUUCACCAAUGCACACAUUCCACAUGCAGACAAAACAUGUGCUCCUGUACUCUAAAGGUUCGGAGAUAGCAGAGAGAGUGAUGUCACGCUACUUGGGUUUGUCUGGGAUCUCAAGGUGACACAUUUUCACAUACACACACACAUAGAUUACAGAGUCACUCAAUCAAAACUGCAAAAAGGAUAAAGAAAAUCUACACUGUGCAGCUUGAAGCGUUAAAAAGACAUUUUCCACAAAGCUAACGUAAAGGUUCUUUGUAAAGCAGAAUUAUCCUCAGCAGUCACAUGCAGUAUAGGCAAAUAGUAGAUGCCUAGAAAAGGAGUCUGGGAGAUCUGUUUUCACCAGCAUUUCAAACUUGUGUCCACUAUAGCCAAAUAUGAGUUUUAGUCUCAGUUUGGUCCUCCGACAGUUAGAGGAUAAUGAUGGGAGAGUAUCCUGAAGAGCCACAGGGACCCAACCAUCACAGACAGGUUAAAGUGGAGCAACAUCCUGUCCUGCAAUCCCAGGCAAUGACAGCAGAGCUUGUGAGUGCACAUUUCAGAUGUAAACUUACUCUAUGUAAAAACAAUUAUGACGUCCUACUUAGGAAAAAGUAAGAUUCUCUGCCUCCCUUUUCUUCAUCUCCAUUUUCAUUCUCAUUCAGCAGUUGGUGCUUUUCAAUACAAGGCAUGAUAUCAAACUAAUUUAAUUAAUCAGCUAUAGAAAAUGUGAAAAUGAGAAUUCCAACAGGGUGCCCUAAUGAACCCCGUGUUCACUACACAUUGUCCAAAUCACACACACCAAAAACAUUUUUAGUGUAAAAAAAAAACAUCAAUAUGUUGAAUAUUUUCACUCCUGAGAUGCAGAAAAAUAGAUUUGCUCUUAACAUUUGCAGAAGUCCACCACCUUGGGUAAUCCCUGCUUUACAUCACGACUGAAAACAGGUUGCAAAUGGUAUCCAAAUGUUUUUGUGUCACUAUAUUAAACAGCAGGAUGACAGCAGGGAGGGGUAUCACUGGAAUUUAUGAGUCACAAUGAGGACACUCGGCAAGAAACUACUCCCAACCCACCCACCUCACCAGACACACUCAAACACAAUUACAGGAUCUCCCUUUCAAGGGUAUCCCCUAAUAGAGUCUUGACAUUGCUAGCAAACACACACACUUUUUGUGCAAAAGUUGUAUGUGCCAAAGUUACCCCACCCCUAAACAUUUGGCAGACAGUCCUUUCCUGCUUUGCACACACAAAGUAAGGGUGGCGACCACUUGGACAGUCCGGUAGGAGAGGAGUGUGUGCAACAAGAGUGUCGCAAAGAGUGAGAUUAUGUCUUGGAAAUUGAGUGGGGAUAGAUGUGGGGUGAAAAUGUGGUUGCGCUUGGGUUUUAGGAGGAGAGGGCAGCCGGGGGAGAGUGAAAGUUUAGAAGUGAGCUUAGAGGAGUUGGAGGGCACAGAGGAGAGGUAGGGGGAAAAGGUGUGUUCAGGGAGAUAUGCCAAGUUAAAAGACCUGUCCCUCCACUUUUCUGCCCUGUCAGCUUGGAAAGAGAGAUAGUACAACCAACAGCAAGCAAAUGGAGAGAGUAUAAAAGAGGAGAUGGAGGAGAGCGAGACUGAUAGAGGAGAGGAGGGGGAGUGAGAUAAGGAAAUUUUGGAUAGAGGGGAAAGGGGGUGGAGUAGAAAGCCAAGCAUCAGCAGAUUAUCUGAUCUAAGUUUCUGUUCAGAGACUAAGCAUAAAAAGAAGGCUCAAGCAGGAACUCUGUCAACAUCAAGUACCCACACCAAGGCUGCAGACCAAUCUGGCUUCCCAGACUGGAAGGGUCAUUCAUGCACAAUGAGUGAAGUGGAAACAUAAUUAUGCUUCCUCACCCUGUGACCUCAAUGUGAGAGUUUAACAAAACAAUGAAUUCCUGAAGACAAUCCAAAUAUACAGAAUAUCCUUACAAAAAAAACUGAUGAAUUCUCUCACAAUGAUGUUUUGUCUCUGGUUAGGUGCAAUCAGUGUUAUCGCCCAUUAAGAUAAGGCUAAUUGUUGUGAAAAAUGAUGGAUAGAUCUAACACAUGGACUGCCAAUACGGAUUAUGUGCUGAACAUUUAAUAAGAAGAACUUAAAGUCCCACUCUGAUUGUUUUUUUUAACUACUUAAAGUGCUCUCAGUAGUCUUUAAAUUGUGAUUAUGAAGUUUUUACAAAAAAUCACUUUACAUGUGUCAUUUUCAAGGGCUUCUCUUCUGCAGAGCUCCAGUAGAUUAUUAACAAUUCGCCUCUGAGUUGUGGGCCGAGACAGCGCUGCUCUUCACGUUAACUUGCAACCUAACACUGCCUGUGUAGUAGAAGUGGCAGGUAACAUCGGAGCUAUUCAGCUCUCAGACACUAAUGUCUUCAGGGGCAUGAUGAAAGUUAAUAUCAGAAUUAGCUUUCUUAUGAGCAUUGCAAUCCGCUAACACACACGCUUGUUCCGCGAUCGUCCUCUGUAUUUCUCCUCUAUAUGAAGAGCGUGGCCUGCAUAGCGGGGCUCCGGGGGCAGAGCUUGGAUUAGUUAUGUAUGAAGUCUCACUGUUUCUGAAUCUACCGUUUGGGUCUGCCAGAGAUUCACAGCAAUUUGAAUGGAGAAACACUCAGAAAAGCAAUGUCGCACUUACUUUUCUCAUGAUAUGUCCUGUAGCAUCAGAAAAAUACCAUAUAAACUUAUAGAAAAAAAGAAAAACAUGAUUUUCAUUGGAAUGGGUUUUGGACAAGAAUCAUAUUAUUUACACAAGUAUGUCCGCCUCUGCAGUAUCUGUAAAUAGAAAUUAACAUUUGAAUAAUACUGAUAGCACCUCCGGCCAAACUUCCUGGUAGGUUAUGGUGGCUAAUGCUAGCUCAUACUGACAAACAUGACUUAAACUUAUCGUUGGCACUUUUUCAUUUGGUAAUGAUGGUUUCAAAUAAAAAAAAUCAUGAUCACAGCCAGUUUUAGUGACACAUUUAAACAAUGUGACAAUUACCAUAUUUUUGGGUGAUAAGAUGCGCCAUAUUAUACAGCGCACUGUAAAUUAAUGUGUCCUUGUACGCACAUAAGGUGCACCGGAUUGCUGAGAAUAUCCAUUGAUUCAUUGCUUACCAAAGUCGUACUUACACAUUUCGACAUAUUUUUGAGUGGAUUGUACUACAUAAAAUUGGUCAUUAAGCACAACAAGUAAUCAUAGAUAAGGCCCGCUGGAUUCUAAGACGCACUGUCAACUUUUGAGAAAAUUUAAGGAUUUUAAGUGCGCCUUUUAAUCCAAAAAAUACGGUAAAUGUGCAACCCUUGUUGGUUGGCAACUGAAUUUCUAGCUACUUGAACAAAUGAUUAAAUAUAGAUUUUAAAUUCUAGGCUAAAAAACAAAACUAGUGAUAGAUUGUGUCUGAGCUGAAUAAAGGCAUCCUUUGUAGUUAUUGAGUCUGUUUACAUAACUGCCCUGCUCUGAGUCUCUCAGUCACUUGUUAUUGUGAACUUGUGAUUUUAUCAGACUUUUUAAUCCCCGCUGAUGUGCUCUGUCUUUUUCAGGCCAAAAUAACACAAUAUACAGGCCAAUAACGCUCUUAAAGAGCCCAGCUGGGGACACAGUGUACUGUAGAGGGGAAUUAGAGAGCAGAGCUGAAAGAAAAAGAAGAGGGGACUGAUGUUUCGUCCUUGUAGUCUGUCUUGUAGUUGAGCCAUCUGACUGCCAUGGUGGAUCCAGACAAGAGAGGAGCUGGAAAAUGAGAGGGUAAGAAAGGAGGAGGUGAAUGGUGCAAGGAAAGGGAGGCACGGUGAGAGAAAUGCAAGGAAUGAAAGAAAAUGAUUAGGCCAGUGGAUGAAAGAGAGGAGCAGAUGAAAUGAGAAACAUGAAGGGAAUAAAGAAUAAGUUUUAACGGGAGAUGGCAGAGAGAUAGGCAGAAACGGAGAAAGGGGAAUUAAUAAACAGAAGUGGAAAAAAAGUGGGAGAAUAAACAAUUGGAAAGUUAUAAUUGAAGGUGAGAUGAGGGGUUGAACAGGGUAACGCAAAGAGGAUGAAUUGGAGGAGGGGAGGGAGGGGAUGGGGUAAUCUGCCAAUAUGUGCGCCACCACAAAAAGAGCUGACAAGCAGGUUAAAGAAAGCGUAAGAGAGUGUGUGUAUGUGUGAGAGAGAGAGAGAGAGAGAGGGUGAGAGGGAGGGAGGGAGGAAAAACAUGAGGUAAGCUGAGCGAGGGAAAGUGAUGGAUAUGAGAAGAGACAGAAGAGAGGUGUGAAAGAGUGAUAGAGAGUGCAUGGCAUCACAACAGAGAGAAACAGGAGUGGGAGGGGGUUUGCUGAAUAAGCAGUGAAUGUGAAAAAGAAACAAGAGAUUAAGGGAUAAGAAAAGUAUUGAAGAAGAGAAAAAAGUUUGGACAGUGGGAGGGAGUCUGUGAACACACAAGGAGGCACCCUCAGUAGUGGGAGAAACACUGAUGAAUAAGAAUGAAGGAUAAUGAGGUUAGGAAAACAGGCAUUAGAGAUAUAGAUAUAAGUGUGUUUGUGUGUGUGUGUGUUUGAAUGUGCCAAGCUAUGUGCAUUAACAUCCUCGUACCUACAGCAGCGGUGUGUUUAAACAUGACAAAUACAGUUUGCUUUAUGCCCACUUAAAGAGUUUAAACAGGACAUUAAGCAAAGUAAUUAACUUUUGUAAAUGUAUUUAAAAUGUGUGAAAAGUAUUUAAAAACCAUUUGGCUAUGUAUAUUAAGGAGGGUCUCAGUUAAACAGCAUGGUUUUAUCACCAAUACAAACACCUUCUACAAAGUGUCAAAUAAACUGACACCUAAACUAUGGGGUCCAAUUAAAACCUACAGUCACUUUAACUGUCUGGGUAAAGUGUUCGGCCAUCACAAGAUUAUUGCUUUUAAACCACAUCAUACUUCAUAUUUACACAAAUAAUUCCACUGAGUGUACUGAGCAGUGCCUCUGUCACUGCAUCUGGUAUUAAUUACACAGAUAUCCCCAAAGGCGAAGUGUUGCGCUGAAACUGGCUCUCUGAAGGGACAAGGGAGGGAAUGAGUAUCUGCUGCAGCUAUUUCAGAGUCACUGAGAUCCAAGUCAGAAAGGCUUUUGAUCUCUAUAAAACAAACGACUCAUAUUAAAGGGACAGUUUCUAUUAAAGGGAUAGUUUUACUACACAAGCUUAGCUACAAGUCAGACAACUCGGCGUGUUUAGUGUCGACAACUGUGGGCCAGGAGGUGGCAAGCACACCUAGAUGCUGCUUCUCUGCUCUUUGCAAGUUGUACUGAAGGUUGAUACAGUCAGAACUCUGAAUAUGAUAACUGCCAUUAUUUGGCUUUUAAACUCUUCUAAAGAAACAUUGCAGAGACAAUAUUCAUGUGAUUUUUUGCUGUUUUUUGGUCAACCCCUUAAAGGGAUAUUCCAAUUCCAUGAAGUGAUCGUCAUAAAUGUUCUUCCUUGAACUGCGAAACUCUACUGCACUAGAUGAUCGACUUGUCAGGAUUCCCCCCACAAACAAGUGGCUGCUGGAGGAGAGUGGGAGAGUUGUGUUUAGUCUCUUUGCUAAAGAAACCAGACAAAGCUAAAAAGAUGUUUGGUGGCUUGCACCAUGGCUGGGACCCUAUACAGUAUGUACUGUUGAUGAAGUUGAUGAAGUUGAUGAAGGUGCUGUUCUGAGCAUUACUUGAGGCUAUAGAGUGGCUUUUCAGUUGAGGUGUGCAUGUGGAGAUGUAGACUGCUGUGUAUUGCUAUCAUGCAGUCAUUACUAAUAUUGGUAAGUUAGUACUAGAGAAGCAAGCAGUUGGCAACAUUCAUUUCUCGAGGGAUUGUCUAACUCGGUGUUAUGGUGUACUUGACCCUAACUUAACUUUACGCUAGAAUAUCCCUUUAAAGACUGCUGUAAACAUCACUAAAAAACACCCAUCCAGGCACACUACACUGUGCGUCUUCUUCCCAUGUCACAAGUUAACAAACCUGAUGCUGAAAUUGAAUGGUAAAUUCUUAAAUGACGAUAGAAAGAAUAAGUUUUUUUUCAUUUCCACUUGAAAUUUUUCUUGAAAAAGAGGUCUGCAGUUGGGAGUUUUUUGACAAAAGCCUAGAAAAUGAAAUUUUUACUCAAAGUUUUUCCUUUUGUGAUACCAGACAUCCCUAUCUAGGACCCUUGGUAACCCUGGUCACAUAACUACCAUUAAAAGGCUGUUACUUUUGAAAGUUUCAACACUCUUCAGUUUGGGUUUGAUAGAAAGGUGAAAAUUAUUUGUAUGCAACAUUUACCCAAAGAUUUCUGACACAGAGAUACGGGAGCAUAAACAUAUAUGACAUAAUUCUUUUAGCUAACUAGCCUUUAAGUACCACAGCUGCUUAUAGAAAGCUGCUUAGUUUAAGGAAGAGGAUGAUGCCUGCAACACCAGUGACCUAAAGCUGACAGAUUGUGUUUUACAGUUGUUAUUUGGCCAAACUUUAAACAUCUCCACACCUUCAACCAUCCGUCCAAGGACCUAACCAUCAACAUUUUUCUUUAUGUGGUUAAAUACCUGUCGGCUGGGAGAUUAAUUUUACUUCAAUAGUUUAUCAGGUAAUGUAUGAACUGGUUGUUUGUAGAACCAGUGAUUUGAUGUAAAUGUGGCUCAUUGCAAGGCAUAGAUUAUUGAACCCUGACAAUUUCAGAAUUAAACAAAUGCAAAACCACAACAGGACCAGGUUAAGAUCUUCAGAUGCAUACAGUUGUUCACCCAUCUCCUUUUUUAUUUCUUGAUAUAAUGGAAUGCUGCCACUAUUUUUGAUACAUCCGAGGUUGCCACAAAGAAUGAUGGGCAUGCAUGGGAUGAUGGUCUCUGAACUUCCCACUUCCUUCACUCUGCUUCACUGUGGCAGAACAAAACUUCACUGUUUGUCCAAAAGACCUACAAUCGCAGGUCCAAGACGGUAUUGAGACACCUAUGAUACCAUGACAUUUAAUAACCCUGGCUAUUUGGCUGGAUUUAAGGGGCUGGUUUUUGUUGGCUGCUUCUGGAGGAGUCUUUGAAUUGAGACAGCCUUUGACAAGCUGCUGUGACACAUUCAGUCUUCAAUUGUGGCCUUCAGAGACUGAGACCCGUGAGUUGUCUUGGCUGGAAAGUCUUUGUGUAGUUUUUGUUUUAGUCUGAUCAUGAAGUGGACUGUCUGAGUUUGUUGACUGCAAUAAGUGUCAUUUCAGUUUUGCCAUAAGAGCAACUGUGACCAAAAUAGAGUCAAGUGUUUGGUGUCACUCAUGUGCCUGUCUUUUUAGAUAGAGCUCAAGACUCAAGCUGAGCUGCUGUUAAUUGUUCACAUCAUUCAUUGAUGCAGGAGCUUGUUUUUAAAGAAAGUAUCUGUGCUUUUCUAUUUUAAAAGUUUGACAUUUUUAGAGUUAGGGUUUUAAUCUUUAUGACCAUAAUUAUUAAAGUUUGAGAUAAACACUUGAUAAAAGAUUGAACGAAAUCAACUUAUUACAGCAUAACUCCAGUGAAAGCCUCAUUGCAGGGUACUGUUCUGUAUUGGGUGUUGUUUUCACUGCAGAAACUGAAGCCUUCAAUAGGUACUGCUGCUGUUCAUAUGCCUUUUUUAUCUAUCCCAACCGCCAACCAUGCAUCCAUCUGUUCUGAUCUAAGUCUAGGUUUCCCUAGGUGAGAAAUUUCCGAUUCUGAGAAAGCGCAAUGAUGCCGUUGGGCUUAUGCUAGCAGGGCUAUAAGUGAGGGUGAGAACAUGACAAAUGUCAGAAAUGACACUGCAGAAUGAUGAGAGCUGAAGCCGCUCUCACCCCGGGAGAUCCGUCCCUGCUGAAGGAAGGAGAUAAACACUCUGUGUAUUUAUGUUUUAUGUGCGUGUGUGCGCGUGUGCUCGCAGAGAAACACAGAGAGAGAAAUCCUCUAGUGCUCUGUGAGAGCUACGUCUUUGUUACUCUGACAAUGGUGCUCUGACACAAAUGAAAAAGAAUCUUUUUUUCCUCCUCUGUCAAACACUUUUAUCUUUUCCUCUCCAACUGUCAGCGUUUCUCCUCAUACUUCCCCCCUCUCUCUCUUUCUCUCUCUCUUUUUUUUCCUCUGAUCCGCCAUUUGUGUAUCUCAGCAUUUCUCCUUCUGUCUCUCUCCUUCUUUCCCUGUCUCUUCUUGUCUUCAUUAGCUUCCCCUCUGCUGUUUUCAUUUCAUCAGUUACUCUCUGAAUUUGGUAUUGGAGCAGCAGAGAGUGAGGAAGAGAAGAGUCGAGCAGAGAGAAUAGAAAUACUGCCGAGAGAGGGUGAAAUGGUGUUAAGGGACAUGGAGAGGAGCACAGAAAAAAAGGGGGAAGAGUCAUUGUUAAAGGAUAUCAAAAGAGAAAAAAUGAGAGCAAGGCAUAAAGAGAAGCUAACCGACCCUGGAAAAAAAAGAGAGAGAGAAAAACACAAAAGGAGAAAAGGGAAGAAAUGGCAGAAGGAUGGUGCUGUGUGGAGCUACUGUGGAGCCGACAUCAGGAUAAGUGAUCCCAGUGGUAGAUAGAAGGUCAGAAACACACUGACAGGCAGACCACUGCUUAACCCGGCGCUCCCUGUGCGCACACAUACAAACGCACACUCACGGACAGCUGAUGUGAGGCAGGCAGACUGAGAGCAGGACGGCUGUCAAAACAUCAGCAUCUGCUCAGCAUCGCACAUGACGCUCUGAGCAAACACGCGCACACGUCCAUACACGCGGCAAACACUGUCCAGGCAGCCCUUAGAGGGAUGAAGGCUGAUAUUUGAUAAAGUUGUGCUACCACAGCUGGGGCUAGCUUAAACACACACACACAAACACACAAACACACACAAACAACUAUGGAAAACUGCCUGAUGCUAAGCUGUGUGUGUAUAUUUUAAGUCACAGGGAUAUAAAGGAAGUAGAAUUUGUGUGCUGCUUUGACACUGAAUAGUUAUUAUGUAUCGUUAAUGUAUAUUGCCUAUGCUGUGUUUUAUGCAGCGCUCAUAUUUACCAAACAUCAAUUUGUGUGUAUGUGUGUGUGUGUGCGUGCGGUACGCAAAUGCAAGGCUAAUUGAUUGUCCUCGUCAGCCCUGCUGUUCAGACUGCAGUAGCUGUCAGCAGGAGCCAACUGCUUCCCUAACAAGCCUUACAAACACACACACACACACACACACACACACACAAACACACACCCUCGCAUAGACUUUAACAAGCAUUCCCUCCUCUUACACACAUAUUAUCCCGUUAUCCCUUAACGUAGAAACAGACUCGCCAAAUUUACACGCAGUGGCAGCUGAAGAAAUCCAUAAAGUGCAUGCGGUAUGAUGUGACUAAGCUGUAAUUCUUGACAUUUGUGGAUUUGACUGACAGACCUUGAAGUACCUGAAGAAUCCCCAGGUAUUUUUUGAUACGUGACAAAAAGGCUGGCACCUUGUUCCAACCAUAAGCCAGAGUGAUGCAACACAGACGUAUUCAUAAUCCAUAACCAGAGACAGCAUGUUGGAUGAUUCAAUGUCUAAACAGUCGAUGCAGUAUCACACAAGCAGAUGAGAUAAUGCAAAUGCUAUACAACGAUGAAUCAACCCCUGCACACACAAACACACACAGGGAGGAUAUUGCUGAUGAAGUGUUGGUAAAUACACUCCAUCACAGCAUAGGAGGUUACACAGGGACAAGCCCCUCUCAUCCUUCAUCCUUUGCUUUUCUCUGUUCAGCCCCUCCCUCAGACACUCCUCACAAUCUGUCCUUACAACUUCAGCACACUCUCCACACCCACCUGCUUUACCCUUUCUUACUGAUGGAUCUCUGUCUGACUCUCCUUCUAUAUCCUUCUUCUUCUUUCUUCAUGCUAUCCUGCCGGCCCUGAAUCAAUCAUUUUUUUCCAAGGGUUUGUUUUUCAUAAAACAAGUACAGCGAGAUGAAGAUUAAGCUCUCUAUCUGGUAUUAUGCUCUGUCUUUUUCAUCCAUCCACUUUCACAAUUCUGUGGCUGAAUGAAGCAACUAGUGUGAGUGUAAUGCCAAAGCAUCACUCGGUACGUUUACAUGGCACUCAAGAAAACCGAAUUAUUGCCUUACUCUGAUUAAGAUCGGACAACUAAAGUGCAUGUAAACACCUUAGUCCAACUAUAAUCUGAGUUUGAGAACUCCUAUUGAAGUCGCAGAACUCCGAUUAAGACACCAAGAUAAUGCCAUUGGAAUUGGAGCUGCAUUUAUACGCGGACAAGGAGAGAAGUCCCAUUCAGCGGAAAAAAAAACGAAUUCUGAGCUCAGUCUGAUUAAGCUGUGCAUGUAAACGCACUGACUGUGCAGUGUAUGUAAAUGUGCACUGCAAAAGUUUUUUGUUUGUGUUUCACCCACACAGAAACUGCGUAUAUGGGUGACUGUAAACAAUACUUUUUGAAAACAGGUCCCAGCGAGCAUAAAUCCAUGUAUGACUACAGUUUUGUUUCUGUGCAUUUGUUAAUCAGAAAAUUAACUUUUCCUAAAAGUUCUCACAGGAGCUUGACUUUGGCCUCUUAUGCACAAACAAAAUGUAGGCCUACAAGUACAUUAAAGCUGUGAGCAAUCAAAUGUCAGUUGCUAAUAGUGUCUAUAGUUUUACAAAAACCCCAGCUAUAUGCAAAAACAUAUCAAACACAGGGUAGAUUUGAAAAAGCAAGAAUCAGCAACACCUAACUCCUUAAAGCUAGAUGCCCAUCAGCUAAAGCUAAUAUUAGUCCAUUAGUCCACACAUUAUAUAACAGAUGUAGCUUACUUUCAACCUUCGAUGCAACCUCAUUAAAGUUUUAAAAGUCGUCCUAACAGUCCUUCUCUUCAGCCAUCUCUGUCCGAAUUAUUAUUCUCCUCUAUUUUAGAUCCAAUGUCUUUAUGAUAUUAAACAUUAGCAUUCUCACUGCUAGAAUAAUCAGUCCUUAGCAUCAUCUGCUACCCUAUAUUUGAGGGACAUGAAAAUUAAUGUGGUUUACACAAGCCGUGGGCAUGAACUAACUCAAUCAAUAUGUCAUUUAUAGCAACUCAAAUUCUAAUGUUGUCACACACACAACCAGUAAGUUUGCAACAGUUUCACAGCGACAGCUAGGAACAUGAAUGAGAAGCCUAACAAAAGAUCCAACAUCGUCCCCCUCUCUUCUGACUUUAGCCACACUUGACAAACUAGUCCGGCUUUAUUAACCCACAGACUCUGUGAAUUUACAUUGAAAUGACUUGUAAAUUAGUUUAUUUUGGAAUCAGUUUAGAAAACAAACAGCUACAUUUAAUGAUCCUCAUCUUGUUUUCUUGUGUGUGUAAAAAUGUCUGUAAGCCAGUUUGAGAUUGCAAAUUUGCAUUCCAUUUUUUAUUCUGUUAAUAUUUUAAUCCAAAAAUUGCUGUAAGACUUUAGGGGAGACUCGGCCUGUUCAGAGUAGGCUUAAGACCCUGCCACCCCCCUCCUCUUGCCACCUUUGGCUGUGAUGCAUUGUUAUUGAGACAAAUGCUCCCACUAUCUAACAUACAGCAUUGGUUUUUCAUCCUAUCCCCUGAGAGCUGUUUUUUUUUUCUCCUUUCUUUCACAGCCAGGCUUUCUUCUGUCACUUCCUCCAUCUCCUUUUCUUAAUGUGUGUGUUCCUGUGAUUAUGUAUAUUUUGAAGUCCAAUCACCCAUGCAUCUGCUUGUUUGUGCCACCUCUGCAUUUGGGUGUUAACGGCUGCUGAAGCAUUUCUGCUCUUGUGUCUCCGCUGACCUGUCUUAAAUGCUGACUCAGCAGGUGUUAGUCCCCCCACCCCCACCCCUGCAUUAUUCAGCAAGCUUAGCCAAGGUGUUAAGCAGAAGCACAUCACGGUGGAGGAUGGGAGCAUGCUAAGUGGAGUGGCGGGAGACACAGUAAAAUGCAAAGAUGUUAGCUUAGUGCGAUACAGAGAUUAGCCUGUAGAAACAAGACUGAAGCUGAGCCCCAUUUGUGUUCAUGUGAAUUUCAACUCGGAUUUGAAGAUGUAUUAAGCUAGAAACAGUCAUUUCUUAAAGACAUACUGAUGACAUACGAAAGACAUACUAGACUUUUGGUCUAAAACAGGUCUAAUAGACUUCUAAAAGUAGCCUAGAUGACUGGAUCAGCAUCUAAAUUUAGACCAAGUCUGAAUCUGAGCUAUAUCUAUACUACAAUGUAUAUUGCUCAACGGCUAUUAUAAUUAUUUUGGUUAAGUAGUUGGAGGUCAGUUCUGCAACUCACAGUUGCUUUUUGAAAUAAAUAGUUAUUGAAUAAUGGGUUAAAGUGCAAUGUCUUAAUUCCAUCUAAAAACAUACAGAAUCUAGACGUUUGAAAUUAGGUCUAAAAAAAACUGGACAUCUAAUAGCCGUCUUUUGCUCAGUGGGGUAGGGACUUCAAACUCUUGUCUCUCCUGUCAUGUGAUCUAUGGAUACAAUCAUUAGCAUAACCACAAAGACUUCUCUGAUUCCCCUGGUAACAUGAUAAAUUAUUCCUACACAUAACCACAAAACACAAAGUAGCUGGUCUGCUUUGAUUGUGGGAAAAUGUCUGUAUUGCUUCGUAAUGGUCCAGCAUCCUUCGACUCCAAGUACUAGCUUGUCUUUUAGUGAAGCCAAAUGAAUUGUAAAACUUAUAAUUCAUCGUAUUUUGUUACUUUUUUAAACGAAUGUUGUACUGAUGUGUAAAACUGAUACCACACUCAAGGAUUGAGAUAAAAAAAACACCCUCUGGGAACACAUUCUUCUUCUUGCUUAGUGUUUUUGUUGCACUGACGACUGUUUUUCAAAAGGAGGUGUAAAUCCUUCUCAGUUACUAGUCAACUUGCGCUACUUUGGUGCAUUUUUGUGUCUCUUCAGCUUCAAUGCUCCUUGGUGCUUUACACCUCACUGAACAAUAGACGGCUAUUAGACGUCUAGUUUUUUUAGACCUAAUUUAAACUGUCUAGAUUCUGAAUAUUUUUAGACGAAAUUUAGACGUUGCACUUUAACCCAUUAUUCGAUAACUAUUUAUUUCAAAAAGCAGCUGUGAGUUGCAUAACUGAUCUCCAAGUAGUUAACCAAAAUAAUUAUGAUAGCUAUUGAGCAAUAUACAGUGUAGUAUAGCUAUAGCCCAGAUUUAAACCUGGUCUAAAUUUAGACGUUUAAAAAACUUCAACUUUAGACCUGUGGUAGCCUGAUUUUAGACCAAUCAUCUAGGCUACAUUUAGACAUCUAUUAGACCUCUUUUAGAUCAAAAAAUGCUUGGUGUGAUAGUGAGUAACUGCUUGACAUACAAGUAGAUAUCUUGUUGUAACAAAUAUUUACAUGUAACCCAAAUAUGAGGAAAUUCCACUUUUUAAAGUUGUAUUUUCAGGACAGUGACCUGUGUCAUAUCCAUGCUAAAACAGUACAUGUGCAGUUCUUUUUUGCUACAGCUUCAAUAUAAAGAAAAAGAGGAGAGAAAAGUGAAAAAGUAAUCUCUAAAGUCAAGACAGAGUUGUACUACAGGAGAGCCUUAAGAAAGGCACAGCUGUUUCAUCCCUUUUCAAGUUAUUUAUGACACAUUAUCUUUGAUGUCUGCUUAAAUAUUCACGGUCUGAUGUGAGUAAAAAGUUGAAUGAUGCAAAAAUUGGAGAUAAUCUUUUUUAAAGCUUCAAACACUGAUUUUUCCAGCCUAGUAGGCAGAGUGCGGCUCAUCCCUUUUUCUUUGUACCCAUUAGUCUAAUUUGUCCCCUUAAACAGGUGUUGAAUCAUACAUGCCUGAGAGGCUCUCCAAGAAGCUAAGUGGAUGCUAAUGCUAAUGAGAGCUCCAGAAGGGCCACAGAGGCUCGCUGUUGAAGAUGUAAGACCAGCUAAAAAGCUCCAGUACCAAAGAAAAAAAUUUAAUGCAAUGCGAGUCACAGUUUUUUCUGGUAAUGUACCUCUUCUUUGUUUAUACCUUUGAAGUCGACCACAAAGGCAAAAUACUGAUGAAUUAGCACAAAUCAGGCAAACACCACAACAAAGCAGUUGAUGCCCUCACACUGGUCUGCUCCUAACUCAGAUGCUCACAAAGCGUUUAUUAUCUCCUUUCCUCUGAGUGUGAGUCAGAAAUGCAGCUUACACAGUGUUUGAUGUGCUGAGGUAUCUUGGGGUUUUUUGGACUUUGGUUGUCCUUUUCACAGUACAGCAGCUGGGACAAUGUUCUCUUUCUUUUCUCUCUUUUGGUCCUGUCGCUACAUUUAUUUUCUGUCUAGUUUUCACUCCUCUCUCUGUCCUCCUCUCCCUCUCUCAAUCACAGCCUCCUCCUCUCUCUCUCAUUCACGCCUCUUUUAUCUAUCUCUGCUCAUUUUCAUUCCAGAUUCUCCCCCUUUCUUCUCCUUCACUUUAACUUUUUCUAUCUUUGUGUCUGUCUGUGCUCCCACUCUCACUUGUCUGCACUAAGUUGUGUGAAGUCAUUUUGAAGUGAGUGAGCUCAGUAAGCUGUUUUGGUCACGUCUGUGGAUGUUUGUCUAACCUCCUCUGUCCGUGUCACAGGACAUUCCUUUGUGGCGGCUUCAAACGAAUAUGCACACACUCUUUCCCGCUCACACACACACACACACAUGCACUUGCACGAAAUCUUUAAACAGUUAGGUGCCGCGAAAGCACACACACUUCACCCAUGCACCCUGACACUCGCACACUGAAAACAUUGAACCAGAAUACCUUAAAAAGUGAAGUUGACAGGAGAAUAGAUUUUAAAGAGUUACUUCAAAAGAGACAGUCGUGACAGAGGGAGAACCAGAGCAAAUGCUUGCUCUCUUCCUGCUUGACUUUAUCCUGGGCUUAGUCUUAGUGUUUACUUUCAGUAGGUAUUGGUGGUGAAAGUUUAAAGUGUGUGUUAAGGCUUUUUUUGAAGGAUUUUAUCCUGUGUUUGGGCAAUAUGAUACCAUCUUUUCAAACAGCUUUGAUAUAGGUGACAGAUAUGGAGGAGAUAAGAUAUGGAGAUGCUAUAGGUGUCUUAUCUUACAACCAGCAUCUUGGCAUCACUCAUUAUUAUCCUCAUUUUUAAUUUCAGUGUCCACAUUCAGUAUUUAGGCAUGCACAGUUAAGUUGAGCUACUGUUUUAGCUGAAAUAGGCAUUUUGAAUGGACUGCUGUCCUUAUUCCAAUCUUAAAGCACUUGGUGGGAAUCGAUUUACCCCCAAUUUCCACCGUAUCCAUAACGGUUCCAAUCUGAAACGGCAGCGAUAUUCACCAUCCGCCAAUUUCCAACAGGUCAGGAUUACAGACAGCGGGAAUCGCGAGAACUCACAAAAACCUGCCGAUUCCUGCGGAAUCGCGCGAUAACAAGUUGUCUUUAUAAAGACAGCCACAUCACCAUAUAAGCAGUAGAUUGUGUCCUCGCAGAGGAGGAAAUCCACUUUUAGACUUUUAGAAUCAGCAUCUGCUCAUCCAUGGUGUCAUUGGGGUGAAAUGUUGUCUGAAAACCUUUCACUUGUUUGUUCCUUCCAGUGUGCAUGGUGUGAAAUACAAUCCGCCUGAAACACAGAGGGUUUUAUUUUGAAAAGAAGUCAGAUGAUUUAUUUUGUGUCUGUGCCAGGCUUCCUUUCCAGCACAGGUUAAUCUGUGCUGAAUUUAUCCGGCAUGCUCCGGCAUCCGGAAAAAAUAAAACUCUUGCGAUCAGCUGUGGAGUCUGGCGAUCUACAGCAGGAUGGAAAGAAGCUGGUGGAAAUCGACACAUUAAAUUCAAUGAUUACGAUCAGCUGCAAUAGGUGGAUACGGCCUUUUGUAGCAGUUCCAGAUGCAGUGGAAAUUGGGGGUUACUGUUAAGUAUACUGCCUCUGGCCUCUGCUAUGGUGGGUGGAGAUAUGCUCCCUUUCACCCUUUCAGCUCGUAGCUAUUGUGCCAGCUCUUGGUUUGCUCAUGUCACAAACUAAAAUAAUAGACUAAGAGGAUUCAGAACUAGGAGCUGACAGUGGAUGGCUAAACGUUGAAGACUAUUGUUGCCAGGAGACCUUUUGCAAGUUUUACUGUUUAAUAGCAACACUAGCACAUCCCAUUCCUGUGUCGCAGAUGUUAUUUUUAAAAUGCUGCUUUCUUCCCUUCAACCAGCUUAUUCAUUUCUCCACAAAAGUCAUUUCAACAAUUUAGUGUUCAUUUUAAAACUCCAAUUCUAAAAAAUAGCCCAGUCAAGGCGUCAAAUGUGAAAAAUAAAACAGAUUGUGACAAUUCGGAAACCUUUCAAAUCUUUUUUAUAGUUCAAAAUAAGAUUUAUUGUUGUCUGACAACUAUUCUCAUAUCAAAUCUUACGCCAGCAAUAUCUGUCAAAACUGGGACAUGGACAACAAAACACUGAGUUUGCAAGUUUGCAACGCUAAAAAAACUGGAAUAACUUCUAACUAAAAAGGGUAUGCAUCAGAUGAGUGACAUGACAGCAUAAAAAAGCAGGGGAAGAAUUCCAGAGACUGAGUCACUCAAGUAGAAAUGAGAAGAGGUUCACCACUGUAAGAGACGGUAAAAGCAACAAGUUCAUCAAUUUUUGAGUUUUUUAAUAGAGGGUUUGCAAAGAAGUUGGACAUUUCAUCUCUUAUAGUGCAAACCAUUCGUAGAACCUGGAUGAACCUUUUAACUACAGAGAAAAAGCCAAAAAACAAACACUAGAUGGCUGUGAUCUUAGGUCCUUUGAUCCAUAAAAAACAGACUUUGCAGUGGAAAUCACUGAAUGGGCUGAACCAAAAGCCAUUGUCUUUAUGUGAACACAUGAACACUACUCCUUCCCCUUAUCUUGUUCUCUCUCUCUCCCUCUCCCCUCUUCUCUCUCUCCUCUCUCUCCCUCCAUCUCUCUACAUUCCUCCCCAACCCAGCAGCGGCAUGGUGGCUGUCUAACAUGAAUCUGGUCCUGCCCAAGGUUUCUGCCUGUUAAAAGGAAGUUUUUCCUCGCCACUGUCACUCAUGUUAGUUGAGAUGGGCCAAAACCCAUCUUAGGUUGGUUCUUGAUCAUCAAACAAUGAGUGUGGUCCAGACCUGCUCUUGUUCUUUGAAAAGCGUCUUGAGAUGACGACUGUUGUGAAUUGGCGCUAUAUAAAUAAAAUUUGAUUGAUUUGAUUGAUUGAUUGACUACACCCCCCUGACCACCUGGCAAUGGAAAUAAGAAGUUACCAUUACAAUAAAAAAAGACUCAAUCCAAUGCCUUGUUUUUUUUUUUCUCAUUGAACAUCACACUUAAAUUGCUGUUUGAAACUGCAGUUUCUUUAUAACAGUUAAACUUAAAAAGAGAAUAUAUUCAUCUUGAUCAUUCUUGUAUUUGUACUUAAGGGACUUAUUUUCAAGCAGCCCACAUGGAAAUCUAUACUCAGUUAAUAAUACUGGUCUGACCACAACUAUAGGGCCAUCAAACUAAUGCAGCAGCUAUGUUGUGUCCAACUGAAGGGAUAUAAUGCAUGUACCGUGCUCUUUUCUAUAAUUAUAUACAUAGGCCUGCAGCCUUCUAUAAUUCAUGUAUAUGUUCACCCCAGCUUCCUCAGCACAUAUGCAACUCUCAGUUGAAUGCCCAUGUGGCCAGCCUAAUGCACUGGACAUUCUUCAAGCAUGUGCUUUGCUUCUUGAUCAUCACUUUGAUAGUUAAACUGAAAGGUUUCUCCUGUCUAGUCAUUUUAUAUUCUGCCCUCUUCAUGCCGUCGUUCCACUUCAGAAUCCCAAUUCCCCACACUUUUACUCUGACUUAAAUAAACAUGGAGUCUAUUUGCAUAAAAUAAAGUGAUGGGAGUAAAUUGGUUUGAGCGGUAAAGAUGCAGCUGCUCCAAACUGAUAAAUAUAAAGAAGAGAUACAGAGGUUAUCUGAUGGAGGGAAAGGACGGGAGGGAUGGUGGCAUACAAUGUUUUUCACUUUUUCCACCGAGUCAAACCCCGGUGGCCAAUGUUUGAAAGAGUUUAAAGGGGGAAGAGUGUAAAUCAGGCGUUUGUGGCACAAAUGAGAUAAGAGAGAGAAAUUAGAGCUUUAGUGUUCCUGUUAUGGUCAAAGAGAGAAAAAAGGUAGAGAUAAGGUGGAGGGAACAGAGGGAGGCGGGGAAAUGUGGGACACAAGCCGACACCGACCAAAGCUGACACCCCUCGGCAUGUAGCGAUCACCUCCUGGGCUUAAGUGUGUUUGAGUGAGUGUGUGUGUGUGUGUGUGUGUGUGUUUCUAUUUUUCGUGCCCUAUGCUCGUGUGGGUGUGACUGGGAAACAAGGGAGAAUAUUUAAAGCUGAUUUGUCAUGAGAGAGUGGCAAAACAGUGAAGCCAGCACAGUGCUGCAGACACACACACAUGCACACAGAAACACACAGAGCACACACGCACGCACACACACGCACACACACAGGCCUUAAGCUUGCAUUUAGCCAGAUGGAAAAGGCUCUGGUUAUUUCUCAUGGGUGGAAAUACUCUUAGGGGGGGGACAUACAGCUUUCUGCACCAACAACCAAUACACACUACAAAGGAGAACACGCACACACACAGAGACCCAUAUGUAGCGACAAACAGAUGUGCAUGUACAAACCCACAGAGUGUGCAUAAACAACCGAUGGCAUAAACACAAUUACACUCACGCACACAAACACACACUGAAGGACACGCGUGCUCAUGCAGUGUUUACCAGCAGUUUAGCUGCUAAUGGGCCAUGUUUUACACCCCGUGUCCAAACACAGGUGAAUAAACAGCUAAGCAGAUAGCUGGGUAUGGCGGCAGAAGGUUAGAGAUGAAAAUAUGAUUUUUUUUAUAAUGAUGAAAAAUAUUGAGAUUCCCAUUUUUUAAAGGUAAAUACUCUUGCAGACUAUUUGCUGAGCCUCUUCCCAGGUUUCAUUCAUGCCAAAGUCAAAUUGGCUUACAGCAUCCACCUAGAAUUCCAUUUUUGUUUACUAGAGGAGUAAAUCCCAAUGUGAAUAGAGUUGGCUGCAUGAAAAUCUAUGGAGCAUGCCAAAACAGCUUUAUUAAAUAGUCUUCUAUUUCCCACAACAUGUCAGAUGUUUUUAGGAGCCUAUCUGCCAAAUUCAGACAGAUUAAUUGCUUUUACUCUCUAUUCCUGAAAUUUAAUUUUUCCUCUUGUAAAGCAAUAGCUACAUAUUGGGGAAACACUCAUGUCUUACACUUAUUUUGUUUUCCAGACAAGUAGUAAAUCGCCCAGACAGAAACUGCUACAGAAAGCAAAGAUAUUGCCAACAAUUACUCUUGUUUUUUCUCUGUAUCUAUAAACAACUUGACAAAAAAUGUGGAAUUUAGCUCGCCAAGACGCUGAAAUCCACAUUCAGCUGAAGAGAAUGUUAGAGAGAGCAUAUGGAACAGCUGCAGAAGUCUUAACUACGACCUCUGUCCUCAUUCUACUCACAUUAUUUGCUGCAAUCACAACCAUUUAUGGUCUGAGUCACUUUGUAGCAACAGGCAACUUAGAAAUGUACUCACAAUUAGGGCUGGGUGAGAAACCGAAAAUUUACCGAUACCAAAAUUUAUGGCAAUAUCCAACGUCAUUUUGCCCAUAUCGGUAUAUUCGGUGUCAAAAAAUUAAAUAAAUCAAUAAAAGUUGGUUUUGGAUGUGUGUAGGUAGGCUAUGGUCUCAUGUCCUAUGUCAGAGAUGUGACUCCACCCCAUCCAGUCUGUAACAAAGAGGGAAAGACAGGUGAGGAGAUGGAGGACGGUUCAAAAGUUGUAGCGGCUGGAGCGGUGGCUCAAGUAGACGAAGUUAAUGUGGGAGGGGGUGAGCAGCUUGUGGAGUAGCUAUCGUCCAUUUAUCGUUAUCGGCCAUAUCGCCCAGCCCUACUCACUAUAUAAUGUUAGAUCCUGCUGCUUCUAAUAUCACCAGAAAAAUAUUGGUAUGAGGUUUCAACCAAUAAGAAUCAAGUAUUUAAUAACAGAGCUGCGUGAUGGUUGGUUGGUUUCCUUAUCUUGACUUAAAACCACUUUUUUUUUACCCCUCUUUCCAGUGAAGCUAUCUGAUUUACAGGUGCUCUAGAUACGAAUGGAAACCAUUCUCCCUAAGACAGAAAGUAUAGCCUACAAAAUACCAAACGUCUUACAUUAUGAUUCAUGGUGGGAGUGUUUCUUGGUUAUCAUUACUGAUAAAAUUCCUCAAACUGUUUAACCCCUCAGAAAGACAAACCCUUACCCAUGACUGUUUCUGUUUAAAGCACCUGCUGUUUCAAACAGAAAGUAUGAAUGUUACUGAGCAUUUCACAUCUCUGGGGAAUUUUCCACAGCUGAAAGUGAAAGUGUGAUGUGUGUCCUGUUAGCUAGUGUUGGGGCUUAUGAGAAUUCAUUUUGAGAAGAUGAAAGUCAGACAGGAUAUGUUAGACGCGGGAUGGCAGACAUAGGAAAUGGGGUUGCCUUGUUAUAGGUAAUGUCCUGUGGGAGUGUGCCUCUGGGUGAGAAAGUAUCAUAUCCACACUGUCACUCAAGAAAAAUAGCUUCUGCUUUGCACUGAGUACAGACUUAGAUGAAAAAAAAGAGGGAGUUUUUAAUGUCAUGUGGAUAUUUUCUUACCCGAGAGUUCAACAAAAAUCAAGUUUUUAUCAAGAGAGAAAUUUAAAAUGUUAUCUUUUACUUUGAUCAUGAAUUAUUUUCUUGUGAGUUUAUUACUUUUGCCACAGAUCUGGUGUAGUUUGGGGUCUCUGAUGCACUGGUUGCUGGGUGAUCAGAGUGUGAUUGGCACUUGGAUCAGAAAUAGAUCUCAGAGCAGUGAAGAACAUCACACCCUGGCACUGGAGGUGGUGGAGCCAAAUUUAAUUAGCGAGACUUUACCCACAUAUGUCCCAGAAGACACGCAUCCUUGCGCACGUACACACGCACACACACUGAAGAACGUAUCCCUGGCAUUCCCACAAGCGCAAUUUAAUAGAUCCCACGCACAACAGGAACACACACACACACACAUCACACAGUCACGCAAAAUUAUUGUCACGGUUGUUUAGUUGUCAAAUCAGGAGGCUGAAUGCUUAAUUGCAAGUGUUAGUCAUUGUGUGUACAAUUUGUUUGUGUGUUUAAAUCAAGGAGGUGUGUCAGGCUGGUGGCCAAGGGUGCAGAUUUUCUUGGAAGAUGCACCCAAAAUAGUUUAAUCUACUCCAACUGCAAUAAAGAUUUCUAUUAUAAGACUAAUAUCCAUGAAUAUAUAUUGAAUCCAGUAUCUAAAUCUAUAUUAGGGGUGUCACUAUUCUACAAAUCCUCAAUUCGAUUGAAUUUUUGAUUUUAGGGUCACAAUUCAAUUCGAUUCUAGAUUCUUUUUCUUACAGCACAGAGGCCUGUGCCAUUUUUAGACUAGUCUAGUCUACGAUCAUUGGUUUUAUUCCAUUACUUUUUGUACAGUAAAUCUUAUCUCAAAAGAUAGGCUACAUACAAGUGAUGCAAUUUCCAUUAUUCUUGUGUAAUGUAUCACAUUAGGCACUAAUGGUCAAAUUUAUAUAAUUUAUUUAACAAUCUUGUUUUAAGUGAAGUGAAAGCAACAAAAGCAAACGUAACAGCAACAAAAAUGAAAACUCACACAGGUUCACGUCGGCUACAAUGUGCCGCGUUGUCAUUUGCUUCUGUGUUGCACACCUCUCAGAUGUGGAGGGAGGGGAUCUUGAUCCUCUCUUUAAUUUCGAUUAUCGAGACCAUGACGUAUUCUUGUCGAUUUUGAAAAAAACACUGAAAUUGUGACACCCCAAUCUACAUAUUCAAGUAUUCAUUCGCCUUCGUCUGACAAAAUAGGCCACAGUGUGAAACAGCAAAACUCAAAAAAAUAACAAAUAAAUAUGUAAAAGUGUUUGCCCUUUAUUUAUCAUCUCUGUAUACAACAUGUAAAAAGUGCCCUCUGCACUGAAGCCUUCUUUCAUGCUGGGCAUUAAAGCAGUUUUUCCCACACACAGGCAGACUGACCAUGGUGGGAAUCAGAGAUCAAUACAUGAAUGUGUGAUGUGCACUCGCACUUCACCCCACAUGAUAAGAGACCGUUGGUGUUAUCCUGCUCCUUACAGUUUUCCACCUUUGUAGCUCUCUUAAGGACUAAAACACUUUGUGAAUAACUUUGGUCUUUACAAAAAUCUAGUCUCAACUUUCAGAGAAAAUUCUUAGAAAAUGUCAAAAACGACUACACAAUAAGGCUCUCCUUACCAUCCUGACUUUAGAUCUGAUUUGAAGUAACUUCAGCAGUUGUAUUUAUUGUUUGUGAAAUUUUGCUUGUAACCGGAAACAUUUUCUGAUGUUCCAAGCAAGUUAAAAGGCGGCAGAGAAGAAGAGAGAAACAAGAAAGUACAGGAACAAAUUAAACUGAAACUUUUCUUGGCAGCAUGUUUGGAGGCGAUUUGCUGGCAGAAAAUGUCCUGACAUGCAUGGUUUAGCCAAGUAACAGCCUCUCCUAAUUUCACAUAUUUCACUCAUCCUGUGCCCAUCCUGUGCUGAGAUAGUUUGGAUGGUGACACUUUCUUUUUUUAAAACGCUUACUGGUCUUGUACCCCUGCUAAUUAAACUCUAGGGCUGAAGUACUGACUCUGCAGGAUUUGAUGCUGAUGUGCUGUCGUUAUAUUAAUAUCAAAUACAUAAGUUUUAUAUGCUACACAGAAUCCCCUGAUUAUAAAGUCUUCUCCAAAAGUUGAACACAUUAAAACAGAUGGAUCCAGUGUUGAUCAUUUAAAUAUUUUAAAGUUUUGCAAAGAUAUUGAUUGUGUAAAGUCUAUGAACCAAAAAAUUAAAAAAGCACGGUUUCUUUCAUUACGUUCUUCAGUUGUAUCCCAGAUUUCUUAUUUUGGGGAUCUUUGCUCCUAGUGAAGGUCUGAAAGUGUGAAGCAUGAAGAGAGGCUGAUUUAAUCAAUUUCAGCUCAAACUGUAAUUUGGGUUGACUGUAUGUUUAUAGUGAUAAACACCAUAAAAAUACAAAAGCAACAAAGCAUAAAGUCAGCAUAAUCAUGUUUCAUGUUGAAUCUUACAUGAAGCAUUACGGAGAGUUAGAAAAAAAAAAAAAUGACUCAGUUCCUUUAACCGGGGCCUGGGUUACGAAGCCACCACUGUCUACUCUCUGGACUGGAUAUUAAACAGAAACCUCUUUCUUUUCUUGUUUCAUUUGCAUGAAUUUGCAAAGGAAUCAUUGACAUCACUGCAUGAUUUAUAGCAAGGUCAAUGGUGUCACUGGGAAACUGCAUCUUAAAGAGCCUGGUGCUGCCUGAUUAAAUUUACAUAUAGUCCCAAUUUGGGGUCUUCAUUCUUCUUAAUGCUUUCUGCCUCCAGCACACUUCACCCCUUCACACAAACCAGCAUGCAUGGAUGGGCACAUGUUAAUAAAUGCACCACAGUACUACAUCCGCUUUCAUAGAGCCAUAAUUGCACAAGCAUAUGCAUACACAUACACACACAGGAAGUGGUAGAGGCCAACAGCAAGUCAAUAAAAAGCAAGAAUAUUUUGAAAAGACGGAUCUCUUCACUGGGACAAACAAACACCGGAGAUGUCUGUUGUGUCGUCUCAAGCUGAAAAAAAAAGGAUUUUCUGAAACAGAUGUUCCCGUUCCUCUACUCCUUCAGUUGUAUAUCUCAGCAGUGUGGGACGUUAGGCCAGACAUUACAAAUCUAAAAAUCAUGCAAGCUUUAUAUAUAGGAUGAUAUGCCAUUCUUAUGCUGCGUUCCAGUUUCGUUGGAAGUCGGAUUUCGGAGCAGAGAAUGACGUUACUACCGAGUUGACUACGUUUUAGUUAACAAGUCAAAAAACCAAGAUGGACGCCUACAGUUAGUCAUUUUUAGCUGUCAUUUACAAUUGUCAGUUGUCAUUAGCCCUUGUCAACUGUUGUUAGUUGUUAGUUAUACCAUUUGUAAACAAGGCAUAACAGUAUUUUACUCUUACAAACACCAUAGCACCGUGUUCACAGGUAGCCGUUGGGCAGUAGAACAUAAACCACUUAUUUAAUUUCACAAUAACAAAACAGAAGUGCUAAUAAAACAUUUCACUGUUACUCUUUACUGUUAAUGCACUGCGCAGCCAUCUUGGAUUAUGACUUUGUCAAAUCGGGAUUGGUGAGGAUCGUCUGACAUUCCGAGAUGAAUUUCUGACUCGGAGCUUGGAAAUUCCGACUUCCGAGUACAACUGGAACACAGCAUAACUGUAUCUAUAUCUGUCUGUUCCUCAUUCCAAAUUUAAUGGACGAUCUGGUUGAGGCACAUGGCUUUUAAUCAUUAGCCUAGUUCUGUACAAAGUUUCUGCCUGUUCAAAUCAAGUUUUGUCCGGCCACAAUUUCUGCCAAACUUUUGCAACUUGGGGAAAGAGGGAAAGAGAAGGGACUCAUAAACAAAUAUCUCAUGCUAAAUAAUGCAAUUCAGGGACCGAGUGUUUAAUUAAAGGUUUCAGGUGGUCAAGCAAAAGUGAAAAUAGGUCCGCAACAAAGAUAGUUUUCAAACGAGGAAAAGAGACAAGGUCCUGAGGCAGAAAACUAACAGCAAGCAAACUGAUAGCUAAAAUAAAAUAAUUGGUGUAUGCAUAUGUUUGUGCAAUAUGUAAGAAUAUAUAAUAUGUAAGAAACUCGAGAUUGAUGAGCAAAGUGGAGAUAAACGGCAGGACUGGGAGGAGGGUGCCAGGCGGGGUGAAUGUGCAGCACGUUGGAUCACAACCAAGAAAAGGUGCUCCGGGGGGUAGGAGGUGCAGAGUGUCAAGAGUCUGGAAGUGGCUGCUAAUGAGGACCAGAAAGGUAGACUGUGAGAAAUCCAGAUCCAACAGCUAUGUAUCUUACAUUUAAAGUGCAUCUGUUGAGCUUUAUUUAAUUUGUUUGGGCUUAAAUUAGUGAAAACUUUCCCAGAGUGGAACCACCAAAGACUGAAAUACAAAUCCAGUUAAUCUCAAACAUGCUUUAAAACUUAAAGAAAGAAGGAAUUUAUCUUAGAUUAACCCUCAUGAAGCCGGGUUGAUGUUGAUGAACAGUCUAUUAAUGUUACUGACAAGUAUAUGAACUGUUAACAAGUUUCUAUUAAGAGCCUAUAAGCAAUUAUGAAUAUAUUGGCUUUGUCUUAUUCACACUUUUUCACACUUAUUAAUGUUUAUAAGCAUUUUUAAGGUCUUAAAAGUGACUAAUUAACUAUCAAUCAAUGCUCAUUACAAGGAUGUCAACAGAAAGUGUGGCCAUUAAGACAAAUACAGUAUUUUCAUUUUAUUUGAUGCACAUUUUAGUAAAUAAGUGUCACCUUUUUUACUUUUGGUUAUAUACAGUAUGAGUAUCUGUUGUGAAAAAGCAAAAUACCAAUGCUGUAGAGAGGCUUUUCAUAUUUUUGAUCUUGAACAAUUUAACACAACAAAUGAAAUAGUUCUUGAGGUCAAAUGCUGUGUACUUUGAAAUCCCUGCCCUAGAUGCAAGGUAUAGCAAUCAUAACACAUAUAUGCACAUAAAUCCCCUUGUGAAUAUACGUGAACACGAAAGACCCACAAACACAUCCACACACAAACACACACAUGGCUCCCUUGUGACCUUACAGGGUAAAAGUUUCAGACACAUAAGCACUUUUAUGACUGAAUGGACCCACACAGUGAAGCUUCUGAUCAGCAGAGUGGAAGAAUUCCUUUACUAACAAACUCUGCACCAAUACACACACAUACACGCACAUAGGCACACACACAAACACAACCACCCACUCAUACUCGACCAAAUGCAAAUGCAUUCACAUUAACACAAGCAUAAGUGCUCACAAGCAGUACGCACUCAUAUCCAAAUGCAUGUACACACACUCACACACUCUUACUGUAGGUGCAGUGUUAAUUAACAGAGUCAAAUUUGGCAGAGGUUAUGACUGGUGAGGACUGCAGAAUGGCCAAUGAGACAGAAUUACUGACUAAAGCAAAGAAGGGCAAAGUAAAGAGAGGAAAGAAGGAGAAGGAAGGAAAGGAGGGGAGAGGAAAGGAGGUGAUAUUAAGUAGAGUUUGCAGCAAAGAGGAGGAGGAGAAGGCCAAAGCUUCAUCAUCAUCAUCAUCUCCCAGGGGAACAUACUGAGGUGCCUUGAUUAUGCAUUCAACUCUCUCACUCUGACAAAAAGUACAUACCCCUUAGAAAAUACAGCUCUGUCAGCCGGCUUCAGCACACAGCCUGACCUUAAGGUGUGUUUCCACGUGUCAGGGCUUUUUGGAUUUCACAAUUUUUCUAAGUUGCCAAUUAACUGAUUAAAGCAAUUAAUGAGUUUUGUGGGGGGUUUUUGUUUUUUUAAAUCAAAAUCAGUUUUAUGAGUGCAUUGAUUAUUCAGGAUGAGAAAUUUAGAGGGGUGUGAUUAUGAUGUUUAUCAGUACUGAUGAGCAAUUAUAUUACAAAGACGACUCUCAUUACCGCCAUUAGAGUUCGAGGAAGAAGUUGGUUCAGCUAAUAAGAAGAGUGCAUGACAAUUAAAAGUUACCAAAGCAAAGUUAGUAUUUUGCUGUGAUCCUCUUUUUUUGCAGUUGUGUACAUCGGAUGAUAAGGAUACAUCAAGGGAGUCAAGUUAUAAUAUUACAAGAACAAAAUUGUUAAAUAAAAGCUUCAAAUUAAUCACACAAAAGAAACAAACUAACAAGAUUCGUGUCAUGAUUAUACUGUAAUGAUACAAGUAUAAAGUUGAAAUAUUUCAAGCUGGAUUGAUUAAUCAGUCAGCCAAAAAGAACUCAUUUUCCCAACCUAAAUGAGAGCAUAUCAGAUUAAAAAAAAAACUACUGGCUUGAGUUUAAUAUGAAUCCUGUCAAUAAUGCAUUAUAUUAUAGCUUUUUACAGAAAAAUCACCUAUGUCCUAAGAUCAAAAUGCAUAAAUUGAUGGAUUUAUCUAGUUUUUUUCAUAAACUGACUAAAAAUCCAUCUAAAACAUGUUACUUGUUACGAUCAUUAGGUUUCUGUGUGCAUAGAAAAAUGUAUUUCCACGUUGCCUUUUUCCUAUUUUGACCUCAAUACUUUGAUAUCUUUGGUUAGCUGGACAGAAAUCCAGGAAUCUGUAGUGGCAAGAUAACGUACUUCGAUCAAUAGUGUGAAAUUGGCCUUUAUAUAAGCCAUUGGCCAACCUGUUCCCUUGUUAUUGGUAUUAGCAUCAGCCACUAAAAUUGUGACAUUGAUUGGGUAAUUUUAUUGAGAGAGGAGUUGUUACAGGUAAUAUUUAAAUUUCUACAAGUAUAAUAAAUCAUGUUUAUCAGUAUGGUCAUUUUGUGAAGUGUUAUUCAAGAGAUGAAUGAUAGUUUCUUGCACAGUCGAUCCUGAUAGUAAUUUCAAUAUUGCGCUAAAAAUUGAAUACUGAAUAAUAUAUGAAACAUGUAAUAAAGUUUAGGUUGACCAGAUGCUCCACAUUCCUUGUUUUAGUGCUGCCAGCUGGAGUCUCCCUUUAAAGUAACACACAGGCAAACUGGAGUCAAAAUCAUGAGUUUUCUCAUAAAUUUCUUUGUAACUUUAUUGCUUCAUGUGUGAUAGUGUGUGUUUGUGGAAUAGUAAAGAAACUCAGGUGCAGAGUUUUUGUUUUAUUUAUUAUUUAUUUAUAUAUUAUUUUUUUUUUCAUUUUUAACACAGUAAUGCACUAACGACUAAACUUUAUGAAACCACAUUGGUGCAUCUUAAGAAAACCCAUCAUGUUUUGGAUGUUAUAUUUUACAGAGAAGCACAGCCGAAUUUUAAUACAGUCUAGUCAAGUUGUCAUCUUUUUUGAUUCCAAACCUUUGGUCUCCAGACAUUUCCUAUCCUUUCUUUUUAGUUUUGAUGAUUCCUUUUUUUUCACUUCAGCCAACAGGUCAAUCUAUGGUCAGUCCAGUUUGUUCAAAAUAAACCUGAUAUUGAUAACAAUCAGGAAAAAAAUGCAUACUCCUGUGGAUCCCUCGAACAUUUGAGCCGGUUUCUCAGUACUUUCAUAACUUUAUCAGGGACAGGGCAGUUUGAAUUAGUGUUAUUUCCUCUUCAUCCAAAGAUAGAUUUUUCUUGUUUCAUCCUCAAAGAAAAUGUGACAUGAAUCUGAAUCAGUGUUUUUGCAGAGAUGUCAAACUACUCGAUUAAAUUUUGUGUUCAUGAAUGUUGUUGAAAGUUUCGUUGGAACUGGAAAUGAAAGUACUUCUCUAUCAUUGUUGGACUGAAAUGUCACAUUUGUUUUGGAUGCUGCUUGUCUGAAUGUUUUUGUUCUUCUAUCAUGUCUUUAUGUGUGUCGUCUUUUAAUGUCUGUGAAAACGCUGCUUUGCUUGUGCUCAUUGAAAACUGGACUAACUCACCAAUCAGUUGUAACCACUUAUAGACAACUAUCACCUCAUCACAGACUUGUACCGCAAGGAGGAUAACAUCACAGUCACGGCACUGGGUGGGGUCAUACAAAGCCCACGCUACCCCAAUGCUUACCCUCGCAACCUGCUGUUGUCAUGGAAACUGCUGUCGCCGCCAGGGAGCCGCAUACACCUGGAGUUUGACGGACACUUUGGCCUGGAGGAGGCAGAGAAUGGGGUCUGCAGGUAAAUCUCCAGAAAGAUAAAAAAGAAAGAUAUCUAGCAGGGAGGCAAAUAAGAAAUUCAAAAAGAUGAUAAGAACCUGAUGCCUGAAUGGAGGAAAGAAGGGAGGCAUCAAUGAUUUUAAAGCAGCUCAAAUAGGAAAAGUCAAAUGAAAGUAAAAGUGAUAAAAGAGUGCGGAAUAGAAACUGAUGGGAAGGACAGCUUCAAGUCACGAAGAGGAGAGGAAAAGUUUGUCAAGUACGAGUCAAGUUGAAAGGGCGUAGAAUAGCUGCUUUAUAAAGGAGAAAAAAAAAAACAUUUCACAGGGUAUGCAUAUUAAUAUAGCAACAAUAUACUGUGAUUUCAAGGAUGUAUGGGGAAAGUAUAUAAAAUAUUUAGGGGAUGGAAUCACUUUGAGACAGAUUUGGCAAGAAGGGUAGGAAGUUUGUCCUUGAAGGUUUAGGAGAGAAAACAGACUUUUUAAUCCUUAAAUGCAACUCAGCCGUCUUUGUAAGCACUUUGCUGAAAAGACAAUGGGGAGCCCGCAGAGGGGAAAAAAGGAGAGAAGAGAUUUAGACGAAGAAAGACAAAAAAAGUAACAGAAACUUGUUUUUCACAUCUAUUUUGUUGCAUUAAAGGUGUGCGUAUUCGUUUACACAUUGGGUUUGAAUUUGCUUGAUUGAUGGAGUCAGUUUUGGACCAGCGGGUUGAUGGCUGUAACAUUAUUCAAGUUAUUAAAAAAACAACUUUUAAAGCAUGACAAUAGGCCAGCUAGCUGAUCUAACAUGUCUUUUUUGUAAUGAGAUGUAAAGCAAUGAACACAACCCCCUGUGAUUGUAUGCAAAACCAAUAACCCCCAAUUUCAACCGCAUCCGGUAAGGCUGUAUCCGCCGACCACCACUGACUGUAACCAUUCAAGUUAAUGUGUCAAUUUCCACCGGCUUCUUUCCGUUCCGCUGUGGAUCACCGGACUCUGCAGCUGAUCGCAAGAGUUCUAUUUUUUCCAAUGCCGGAGCAUGCCAGAUAAAUUCAGCACAGAUUAACCCACGCCAGGAAGGAAGUCAGGCACAGACACAAAAUAAAUCAUCCAGUUUCUUUUCAAAAUAAAACAUGUUUCAGGCUGAUCGUAUUUCACACCAUGCAAACAGGCGGGGACGAACAAGUGAAAUGUUAAGACAGCAUUACACCUCAAUUACACCAUGCAUGAGAAGAUGCUGAUUUUAGAGGUGGAUUUCCUCCUCUGGAAGGACACAAUCUACUGCUUUUAUGGUUAUGUGGCUGUCUUUAUAGCGACAACUUAUUAUCGCACGAUUGCACGUGAAUCUGUGGGUUCUUGUGAGUUCUCGUGAUGACCACCACAAAAUUCGCCUAACAAACGGAUCCGGUAGGAAUUGGUGGACAGCAAAAAUUGCUGCCGUUCCGGAUUGGAGCUGUUCCGGAUGGGGUGGAAAUCAGGGGUUAGAGUAUCUUUAAAAUUCUGGGUGUCCAAUAUUGUAACUCCCACAACAUCAUCCAGUCAUAAACAACCACAGAGCACUCCAUCAGUGUAUCACAAGAAGUCACAAUUUCUAUAAUUCUCAAAUGGAAAAAUGUGUCAUCAAUACUUAGAGAACGACUCUGGUGCGUUUAGUAAAGUACAAAUUUAAAUGUGCAAUUAAGAACUCAAUAAAGCCUUUUAUUUAUGUAUAUUUGCAUUAAUAAAGCUUUAUGGAUUUGUAAAUGAUGGAUUGAAGGUUUAAACAGUGUUACGAGUCCCUUCAGUAUUUUCACAUUUAAUUAUUAGCAGCAAAACAAAUGAGAUUACUUAUUUAAAUGUCAAAGUCUUAUUUGAAUUAAAACUGAUCAGACAGAAAUGGAAAUUGUGAUGAACCAGUAGACAGUUUUAGUUACCAUGUUGCACUCUGCUUUUGUCUCUAUUGUUUUUAAAGUGUCACAAAGUUCCCAGACAGCGGCAGUGACAUUAUAAUUGAGAUUUUUCAUUUAACAAAAGAUUAAAAUGACUAAAAUAAGAUCAAACUUUCUGGCUUUGGAUGUAGACAGGGAAAAGAAAACUCCUCCAUCCACUCAGGAUUCAAAGUCUAACCUUUUGUGUUUUCUUGGAAGAUUUUGAGUCCUUAAUCUUUACCCGCCACCUCCUCUCCUCUCUCCAUCUCACUCCAGGUAUGACUUUGUGGAAGUAGAGGACCAAUCAGAGACCAGCACUAUAAUUUGGGGUCGCUGGUGUGGGCAGAAGGCUCCACCCAGCCUCAACUCCAAAACCAACACGCUCAGGGUCACCUUCAAGUCUGAUGACUACUUUGUUGCUAAGCCGGGAUUCAAAGUCUACUAUUCACUGCUGGUGAGUAUUUCACUCGGACAAACACACUUUACAACACUCUCACGCAGUUUUCUGGGACAUGACUCAAUGUUAUUUAUUAUUUUUUGUAGCACGAGGCUUAGAUAAAAUGCUUCCUCACUCUUGUACCAAUACUUGGUCAUAAAAGUGAGGGAUGGAAGGAUGAGAGGAGGGAGAUAGAUCGGGGGAAGAUAGAAGAUCUAGUAACACUAGUGGUAAAAUGCCAAAAUAUGUUAGACAACUUUUCUUUUCUGGCCCGACCACUCGAGAGCAGAGGAGAGGCAGACUUAUGGGGGAUGAGGGGAGGAUAGAGGAUGAGAGAGAGGUCUCUUAAAGGCUGUCAAAAAACAGAUAAGGAGAUUAGCUUUGUCAUUCUGUCAGGAAAAGGAAAGAAGAAAGAGAGACUCUGAUUCCAAGAUGUUCUCUCACCCUAUAAUCACGAGGGAAAAGAAAGAGCCAUGGAGAGAGACAGAGCGCAUUUUAAGAUGUUUCAUGGAUUGAUCUUCUAUGAGAGCAGAGGAGAAAGAGAGGAAGAGGCGUAGCAUCACAGACACACAGUUGAACUGUUGGCAUGGCUUAUUAUCUGAGAAAAUGGAGGGGAAUAAAGUGGCACGAGCAGAAAUGGAAAUGAGGGCGGGACAAAGAAGGAGAGAAGAAAAGCUUUUUUUUUUGUAUUACAGCUUCUGUGGAAACAUUUUUUAACAGCGCAAUUCAAUAUUUGUAAUUUUUCAAUGACUAAGUGGAUAAGAUCAUUGUUAUUUGGUUUAUUCAUUAUUUUUUAGAAUAUUUAAAACCACACAAACUCUCACAACCCAACUUGUUUGUGAGGCUUGGAAAAACACAAUUAUAUCGUAACGAAAAUGGCAAAACACAUGCAUGUUAUAAAAAUAUGAAAAGCUUUUUAAACCAUUUAUGGUCAUUUACACUGCCGUACUGAAAGCUUUAAAUUACAUGAUUGAAUAGUUAUUUUAAUUUUGAGUCAAAUAACGCAAAUAUAUUCUGAAAAUUAAUAAGGUUUUAAUUUUCAAAUAAGCUUUUUUAUCUUAACUCUGAUAACAAAUUGCAAUAUUAAGGGUAGAAAUGCUACUAUCACUUAUCACAGUUUGGGGACAAAGAAAUCUGACCAAGAAACAAACUGUGUUCAAGACUUUGGAGAAACGUACAAGACAAGGAGGACACCCCAAAAAAUAAGAAUCAAAGUCAAUGCAAACUAAAAGUUACUCACAGAAGCUUUGCCUGAUGAAAAACUUUCCCUUUGUGUUGAUUUUGGCGCCCCCUGUGGAUAAACGGGGAACAUCAUAACAUUCCUAAUCCUGUCAUUAUUCAGUCAAGUACAUAUUUACCUCAUGGAUUGAAUAUGCGUCUGUAUUACGUUGAGAUAAAAUAAAGACACAGAUUACCUAUAUGUCCUUGGUUUCUGUGGCAACAACCAGCGAUAAUAUCAUAAAAGAGAAAUCUCACAACCACAAACUGUGUGUUUGUGCCUGCUUUAAAGACUUCAACCAAUUAUAUUACAGAGCAACUUCCCCGGGUUUAGCCCAACUUGGUUAUCUCUCUGUUUAAGACUGAUUUUUUUCUGAUAUUCCUUUUUUCUUUAUUUUGUCUCCUUUGGUUAAAUAAUCACACCUCUCUGUACAUUUUAAACAGAAUCUACCUCCUGGGGCUUGUCUUAUUUGAUCCAUUUUACCAAUUUUUCAAAGAACUCCUGUGUCUUAGUGUGUUGUUGUUGUCUACGCAUUUUUUUACACAAAGACACAAACGGGCACUCCCGCACCUUCCCUUCGGCUAGACCAGAGUUGUGUGCGCGCGGCUUAAUUUAGCCGGUCUAAUUUGUUCUCUCCAGACCUGUCGAACAGAUAAGAAGGAAGAGGAAGAGAGGAGGAAGAGAGAAGGAAGGAAGAUGCAGAGAGAGAGAGAACGAGGAGAUGCAGCAUUGGAAGGAGAGAACAGGUGUCUAAGAUGGUAUCAGCGUGUCAGCUAAUGACUAAAACAACCUGAGCUGAGAGAGGCAGAGGGAAAAAGAAGGCAGUGAAAGUGGAGGUCAACUGAAUUAAAGAAAAAUCAGGGGGUGAAGUAAACCAGUCUUAAAGUGAAAGAGAAACGUAGAGUACAGUCAAGAGGGUGGACACUAACAAGAGCGAAAUACCUUGCAUCACUCCUGCAGCUUUUUUAACUUAACUUUUUUUCUUUUUGUAUUCAUGACAACUGGAAAGGGUGCUUUUUUGUAUUAUGCAACUAUUUAGAUUACAUAAAGCUUAGAAACUCUGCAUAUUUUGGGGCAUAGUCACUGUGAGCAGUGGGCAGGCUGUCUGCCAUGUGUCAUACAGCUAAUCCUGUCACUAAAAUUAGCCUCUGAGCUGUGUUUGGGUUAUUAGUCUAAGAACUAACACGACCUUUUGGGAUUUUUCAGUGCAAACGUUGGAUAAACUUUAUAACAUGCUUUUUCUGGUUAUGACAGAAAUUCCAAGAAGUCUAAUUUCUGAUUACAGAAAAGCAGCAUGAUGUUGAACGUUGCUUUGAAAGGCAGUUGUCUAAAUUAGUGGUUGACGAUGUUAUUCAAGUUCACACACAAAUGAUUAAGCUUAGAGGUGAUGAUUGGUAAACAUAUAAGAUACAGAGGCUACAGUCUUCAUCACGACAGUCUCAAGUUCCUUGAUUAUUGAAUCCAAAUGCAAAGUUAGAGCUUUUGCCUCUUCAGGUUACUAAUUUAUUGAACACUUAUAUUUUUCAACACUUCUUCAAUCAUUUUCAUUCAGUCCUUUAACUUAGUAUCUUCCAGAAGUAGCUCAUUUUGCAAAACAAAAGCAUAGUUUUACAGUGUAGGAAAUAAAGCAAACUUAAUAUGAGAGAAAAAAAUCUAAAUAAUCUGAAUCAGAAUAAGCUUUAUAGGCCAAGUAUGUUUACACAAACAAGGAAUCUGUCUCUGGUCAAAAUUAGCCCUUUACAUACGAACAUUUAACAUGAAAUAUUAGACAUUUAACAUAUAGAUACACAAGUCUUGGCAGUAGUGCAAUGGUGAGAAGUGCAGGAAUGCUGAGUGAUUGUAAAAGAUAUACAUGCCAUUAUAUAGCAGGUGGGUUAGGGACUUUAUUACUAUACUUUAUUUUAACAUUAACAUUAAGAGCAAAACCAAAAUCUUUUCUAUGAGGCAAUGUCUCCAAAUAAAUUCCAGUUACACAGCAACUGAUGUUAUAAUUUGAACUGUGUGAUGACAUGUUAGUUUAUUAGUCAAACUUAUAGACUUCAUUUUUAUAAACAUAUAUAUUAUGCUAAUCCAUCCUUGUCUGGCCUAUUCUCGAUUUUACUCACAGUGUUGUUGUGAAUUUUCAAGUACUCCAUAAUCUUUUUGGAUUAAACAUUAUUAUGAUACAUUUAUGGCCUUGAUAAUCCUGAAGUGAGACUCUGAUAUCGUUACAGCCCUAUUCAUCAUUUUCAUUUUUGAACUGAGUCAGGCAGGUUGUGUGCUUCGAUAGAUUCAUAAAACUAAAGUUUUAGGUUUAAAAGUCAAGAAAACCCUGCACUAUUAUAUAGUAGGUAAGAGUACCAUGGCAAUAAAGGAAGGAAUGAUUACCAUAAUUUUCAUUCAGAUUGAUUUUCAGUCUCCUUCACUUGUGAGCUGCCCAAAGCAAAAGAAAUACAGCUCUGAAAACUUGGAGGCAAGCAUAAUUAUAAUUUGCUGUCUGCAUGAAUGGCUAAAGGCUCUGACUGACACACCAAAGUUCUUAACAGUGUGUGAAAUGUGUGUUCUUGACAACCAAUGAAAUAAAAGACUGAGACUAAAUGAAACGCUAAACGAACACAAAAAGGACAUUUUUCUCAGGUUUGGUAAAUCUACAUCUCUGUGAAUCCUACGCUUACAUGUACAUGUGGGACUUUUCUGGUUUGUUUUGAAAAACUCCCUCAAAUGCUCACAAGCUGCAUUAUCUGACUUGCAAGCAGCAUGCAUGUCGGUUGUGGUAAAUCCAACUUUGGCUGCUUUAGAACAAAGUGCUUUAGCAACUCUGCGAGUCUCAGUCUUACUCUCAUGCUUUUAUUCAUGAGUUGCAAAUUGAGUUGCUCAGUUCAUUGUUCAUCUAAAUGUGAGCGAAGUCAAUGAACGCGUUCAGGGACAAUGCAAGUAGUUGAUCCCACAGCGGCUCUGCCCAUCAUUCAUACAGCAAUAAUAAUAAUUAUUAUUAUUGUUAUUACUGUAGAAAAAGAUAUGUAAAUAAGAGGAAAUGGGCUUUGAAAGAGAGGGUUUUUUUGUCGUUUUUAAAAACAUUAAGUGGUCUGUGGCACCUUCAGAUGGUUUAAUGAUGUUUACCUUUUUAAUCCAUUAUCAUCAUAUCCAAUCAACGUCAUUAAGCUUCCUAAAACCCCAUAACUUAGCAACAGAGUCAAGCAAAAUCCAUUUAAUAUCUGAUCUUCAUGCAGUCUUGUUCCAGUGCUGCACAUCUUGGUCGUGUCGGUCUGAUACGUGAGAGGAAUGGUGUAGACUGACACUGUCCCACUCAUGCGUGUUUUACAACAACCUAUAAAGUAAAGGUGUUCUUUGAGGUGAAACAGGCAGUGUGAUUUAUUAUUCCAGGCUCUGCUCUUUAUGACCUUUUACAGCUGCUCAUUAGUUUGAAGUGCUAUAGGUGUUCUUAUUCUUCUGGAGGGAGCCACUUAAUGCGGCCUUGUCUGGUUUGACAGCUAAGUGGUCUUCAAAAGAGGUUACUAAGUUACUGAUUAGAAAAGCAGUGGAAUUGAUACCUUCAAACGGUUCACGUAAUUAUUUGGGAUUCAUUUUAUUCAGGAGUUGAGAAGGUGUAGAUUCAGGAACCUCUUUGCCAUCCCUAAGUACUGUAAAGAGUUUGUGGAUGAAGAAGCUGAAUCUACUGGAUUGAAAUCCAUAGAUAUCUGCCUAUUUUAUCUCUCUGUAUCAGUAAACACCUGAGUGAAGCAUCUCUGACAGUGUCGCCACAUAACAGUAGACGUGACAUUUAGUCGUUGCUUUUCUCUGAAAAUCAGUUCAACCAUUGAGGGAUCAGUGCUUGUGAGAGUAUUGAUUGAUACAGAUGAGAAAGCAAUGUCGAUAACUUUCACAACAUCUGCCAAGAGUCAUUGAUAUUAUCCUUCCUGUACAAUCAUCACUGAGUGUAACAGGGAAUAAUAGUGGACCAAAUGGCUACAAAACCUCAGCUGUCAUGUUGCAAUGCACUAUCACACAAUAUCACAGCUUGCUUUUUGAAUAUAUAAUGUAGAUAUAAAGAAGUAAACAAUGGUGCAUGAUAAUGGAAAGAAAUUAUAUUUUAAGUUUUGAUAAUUUAAGAUUGUUUUCAAAUUUGCAGCUUUCGGCAAGAUUUAAAAUGGUUUUGCCCAACCUUCACUGCGUCAGUUUAUGAACUUUUACACCAAACAAUCUGUGAAAAUACGUUUAUUAAUUCUGAGGUUGGACCACACCAUCUUUUUCUAACCGAGGAUUCAGUUUUCAGAAUUUCUUGCUUUAAAAAGAACUUUGGGUGAGUUUUAAUAGAUGGGAACCUAAAAUGACCUAACAUCCGAUACAAAAGAAGAACUUGUCCCCAUUCUACCCACCCCACAGAGAAACAAAAGACAAGCAUCUGCAGGCAACACUCCAGUCAAACAGAGACCUUACUCAUUAUUCAUGUCACUGCUUUUCCUCCAAAAUCAUCACUCUUUGAUCCUUUUUAAAUCUUGUUUUCAGCGGGUGAGCUUCGUCAUCUGCGGUGCCGGCUUACAUGAAGUAAUGAGUGCUUUUGAUUGCAUAGGAUUAACAUUUAAGGAGCUAUUUGGUUAUAAAGACUCAAACACUCUUUAAGUGUAAAACUCUGUCCUCUUAGACUUCAGAACCUCAUCAGUCUUUGGCUGCUUCAAGUAUAAAUUUUAUUUAUUAUUGUCUGACAUCAAACAAAGACCAGUAACAUAUUUUGAGUGGGAAGACCUGGGAAGUGUUGUUCAGCUUGGCACUGCAGGGAAAGACUAUUGAUACGGAAAUAUGAUCCAAGUUAGUUCCCAGAAUCCCAUUCUGAGUCAUUAGAGGUGUGCUUCCCAGACAUGGAGUCUCAUCCACGUAAUGAUGGAAAACAACACAUGUUACAUGUGUUACUAUUCUAGAUAACAAACAGCAUCAACCACGUAGCUCACAGAAAAUGUGUUUUGACCCUGUAAAAAGCUAUAGAGUAAUAGUGUGAUGAUCUCUGGUACAGUGUUUUAAUGGAUUUUUGAGUUUAACCACUGCUGCUGUAUAUUUAAAUACAGCAAAGAUAGAGUAAAUUUUCACUAAAUUUAAGGUAAAAAUUAUAAAGUUAAAGAUGUUGAUUCGCCAGCUGAGAUAGAGCCUUUUAUCUGCUCCACCUUAAAUUAACAGAUAUUUAGAUAAAGAUGAGAAAGCAGAAUAGCCUUGUGAUCUAUCUUCUAAAUUAAAUGCCCCUGAAUUUCAGGGAGUAAACUGGUUAUAUGCAGUACAAGCAGACAGUAAAAAUGCUCUGGCCUCCCUCACCAUCUACCGCGCACUUAAUCUUCAGCUGUUCCAGCGUCCAACUGUACAAAAUGGAGGUCAAAGAGGUCAGCUCCCAAGUGUCCCCUCCACAAGACUGCUUCAGUAAAUAAGAUUGUGUUCCCCAUCACUGGCAAAUAUGGUCACACAGCACCAGUGCAAGACAGUGUGAGGCAGUGGAAUAAAAAAAAAGCGUCCUUCUAACAUGAAGUGUUGAAUGAUUUCAAUAAUUCAGAGACAUUAGAGUAAUUGUAACUGCGAAUUUCUACUGGAAUGUUUUACUGUAGAUGAAAUCUGUAAUUCCUUGUUUUUCCUGGUGUGCCAAUUUACAAGAUUGCUUGGGUAUGUGCAGCGUGACCUGCAUUAAACAUAGAAAGUUGCACCAGACAAGUGCCACAUGACUAAGGUUGGGUUCAUACAAGGCAAACUGAGACCUGAUUUUGAAGUCAAGCUAAAUUUCACGGCGAUCACGCUGCAUUUACAGCAUACUGGGGGGACAUGAGGGCCAAUCAAGGCCUGAUCAGCAGCUCAUUUUCUGAAGUGAAAAUCUGGCCUGCCAGCGAUUUUGGUCAACCAACAGUUUACUCUUGCAUGCUGAAAGUAGAGCCACAAGCCCAUUUUUCAGCAUUUUUCUUUCUGAUUGCACCUGUGUACAAAAUGACAAGAGUCUGAAAUUAUGGUGACACACAAUGCAGUCUGGACUGAAAAUAAGGAGUAAGAGGUUCUACUGACCUUUAAAACUGGGCGUGUUGCAUAAUUAUGAUCCAUAGAAAAAUUGACUGUAAGGGGCCCUACCUGCACUUGUGGCCAUUCAACUUUGGGGGCCCCUCUAGAACAGGGGUGGGCAAUUAAUUUUUACAUGGGGCCACAUAAGAAACCUUAACUGUGUUGGAGGGCCAAAGCAACAAUAACUUCAACUUCAAAUCAGGGAGGUUCACACAUACAGAAAAGCAAGCCAAAAUAAGCAACUACUGGCUAAAAAUAAGCCCAGAAAAGCACACCCGCGAGUUUUACAAGCAACUUCUGAGAGAAACAAGCUUAAAGUCUUUAAUAAUAAGCGGACUUGGCAACUCUAAGGCAUCUAAGAAUAUUUUGCCCAUUUUAAAACUUGUCUCUGUUCACGAUUGCAGAUCUAGGAUAUACGCAUGUCCAAACGGAAAUAAAACAACGGCUAGGUUUUCAAAAUAAAAGCAACACACUUUUAUAGCAUGUUGAUGAUUUGAUUGACGGACCUCACAAAGGGCUGCACAGGGACAUCCAAAAGAUGUGGCCCUCGGGCCAUAAAAUGCCCAGGUCUGCUCUAGAAUGAGGGCCCCUUAUUCUGUACCUGACCCUAGUCACCCGUGAUUUUUGUUUUUAGCUUCUUAAAUAAAUCUUAUGAACAUCCACACAUAGUAUUUAAAUGUUAGUGUCAACUUGAAUUAAGCAAGAUAAUGUACAGUAUACAGGGAGUGGGUGGUUAUGAAUAGAUGCAUUCAUGGUGGACGAGACCUCACCUAUCCAUCCUCCCUGUUGGGAUUCUAUAUCAGUAUCAACCCACUCACUAUACAUGAUCCAUCAGAUACUAAUACAUCCUUUUUUUGGUUGGGAAUGAGAAAAAAAAACAGCGGCUAAUGGAAAAGUCAAAUGUUGUUGGACUGGUUUGAAAGAUAGGCAUGCAUCAAGGUUAAAUCAGCAGAAGUAUGUUUGCAUUUUUGAUUUUCUUUCAACAAAUGCAUAUUUUAUAAAAGCCACUACAUGAAAACUGUCACAGAGUUGUUAAAUAUUCAGUUUAGAGAGCUUCACUGCCCCCGAAGGGAAAUCUGAUUGGCUGCUGGUGGUACAAAAACAGUAUAGAGUACUAUGGGGCAUCAUAGUGGCAAACAACCAAGACAAGAGUGGCAGCUGUCUUUAUGCUCAAGUGUUUUUGCCUCUAAAGAUUAUGUGAUCAUGUCUGAUAAGCUUUUUCCAACCCUAUUAAGUGUCCCAGAUGUUCCUGACAUGGAGCAUUUCACCGUAAAAGGAAAUGAGACAAGGACUCUGUAAACAUGCAUUUACCACAUACACACACACACACACACACACACACACACACUUACACACGCCCUUACAGGAAACCUCCUGACUUCAUUCACAGCUGGUUUGGGUGUGUGUUCAAGUACAUGAGUACAUUCAUCCAAAGGCCACAUGCACAAAUCUGUGAAACAAAAACCUUUGCGCACCGACACACUUUGAUGUCAGCUCUAUUACAUUAGCAGACACACACUUACACACACUGAGACAAAGUGAGCACACUGUGUCUUUGAAGUGCGGUCGAGACAGAUUAACUGCUCCUUAUUGACCGGAGGUGGUAUUUAAGACUCUUGAAGAAGAGGGAUUCAAUGGCCAGGGAGGUUUUAUAUGUGUGUAGUAAAGAAGGUGAUGCUAGAGACGGUGUUUGUUCAUGUGUGUGAAAAAGAGAAAUACAAAGAAUGUGUGCAUGUGUGCCAGAUAUGUCAGUCUGAUGAGUCCUUAUCCCCUUAACAUGCUUCGUCUGAUUGUCUCCUUCUUUCUCACACACACAUACACACACAUACACAAAGGCAUGUGGUGCCCAGCUUCAUUGGAAAUUCUUGUGUGAUUUUCCAGACAUGCCGACAAUCCUCCAGUAAGACAGGCAGACACCUGAGUAUACCAGAUAACCUAAGAAGACGAGUAGAUCUUCCCUGGAACCUAGCUGAAGUGUUUCAAAAAUACCAGCAUUAGACGAGUAGAUUUUAUGUAAGCAUUUGCCAAAAGGUAAAAAAAAAUACAGUUUUUCUUACCCAAUGCAAGUUUUAAGCAAUUGCAAACGAAAUGCAACAUCAAUCUUUAAUGUUAAGAAAGAAGAGGUAUAUCAACUUCAAAUACAGAAACAACAUAUUUCACUAUCCACCAAAAGUUGUUUCAUUUAUUUGUAUUGGUUCAUAGUUUGUUUGUUGAAUCAAUUAAAUACUGACUAUCUGCUCUCUGUUCCUGCAGUAUGACUCCCCUCUGCCUGCAUCCAACACCAACUGGGAGGCUGUCACCAUGCCAGUGUCGGUGAGUCAUUCUCACAGAUCUACGCUUUUUGAAACCCUGUAACACAGUCUGAAGCAUUGAUUUUUUUUUUGUUGUUGUUGUUUUUUACAUUAGACUCAAGAUGAUGAAACUUUUCAAUACGUCAAGCAUUUUCUAAACUUUUCAUCCUAUUUAGCUCAAACGUUAGUCUGUCCUGCUGUUGGAGUCAAGGUCCUCUCUCUCUCUGAACCGUGCCCACCGGUCCACUGAAACCACACAUUCACACCUCCUUAUAUGGUGUUUGUUGUCUAUUCAUUGGUUGAGACUUAAGGCUCAUUUAUGCCAUACGUGUGAAAAUGUACGUGUCCAUUUCAAAUGAUUGGUCCAUCAAAGCCCAGAAACUUCCAUGCCUCCUUUAUAUUGGUAUGGAUGUUAACUAUUACAUCCACCAGGAGGCAGGCCGGAGUCAAAAGUUUCUGACAACAAACAAAAAGAAAAAUGGCGACUGUGGAGGAGCUAGUGAUAUUGUAUAUUUUGCAUGGGGAGACAGAAACAGCAGCGCUGGAGGAGGCGGUGGUCAGUCAGGCCACUAAAUGCCUCCCGGCUGAAGGACGAAGAAUUCUUUUCUGUGGUAGUACCGAUGAAAGAGAUUGACGAUGAUCGUCAUUUUCAGUACUGUAAUACAGUGCGUAUUGGGUAGUGACAUCAGUAACACUGCCCCAGCGGUUUCUGGUGGUACUGCUCCAUCUGGCCCGUAUCCGUAAACUUCAAGGAUACAUGCAGAAAGAUGGACAAAAAGAACGUCAAGCACGGACUCUCCAUCUGUGUCCAGAUCCAUAUGUAACGUUGAGCAUAAAUAAGCCAUUAUACUGAUCAGUGACUGGCGGAAGUGCACAGUAACUUCACACUUGAUACGUAUUCCUGAACUUAAACACUCGUCUACGACCAAAAUCACAGGGUUUUGCUUUGUGUUCAUGAAUUUAGGCUUUUUAUGUGUAAAUCUAUACAUUACUGAUGUUUCAUAGUUGAGACCCAAUAAGUUUUAAAUGUUCCAUAAAUUUAAGUUUCCAAACUUUUCUCUACAAGUUGACUGUUCACACUCAAGUGGACUAAUCUGCUGCUUGCUGGAGCAGCCACUGCAAUAAUUAAAAAGAGGAAGUUAAGAAAAAUGGUGUGUCUGUUCUCAUAACAGCAAGGUGUCUGUAUGGUGAAAUAGCUCAAACAAGAGCUGUGAUCAGUCUUCCAUAGCUUGAAUCAUGACCCAGCAAUGAGAAAAGAAGUGGAGCUCAAGUUAAAAAACAACGAAACUUUAAAAUUUAAUAAUAACUUGCAGUUUUCAUGUAAUCGGUUUAUUCAGUGAUGAAUGAACGCACAUGGGUGGGUGUGAAGAGUGAUUUCAAUAUUGUAUAAAAUAGAAUAUAGCAAUAGUGAGCUUCUUUUGUCAUUGAUGUACAAGUUGGCCAAAAAAAAAUCAAGAGAACUGAAAAAUUGCUUUGAAAGAUGCACAUUGUCAUCCUGCUUUGCUGGUUUCUAGUUAAGCUCUUGAAGACAGGAGAAGGCUGCUGAAGCUGUUGAGUUGAGUGUAGUAUGGCAGUGGCUCUAAGUAGUGGGCUAUGUGCUGUUUCAUUUACUACGUGCUGCACCAAGGCACAAAAUCAAAUUGCAUGAAUUCAAGGAAGAUUAAUUUUCUUUUUUUAUUAUUAUUUUGGUUUGUUUUCAAUGAAUAUUUUUAAACUUUGUCAUUUUAGCUCAACAAUUGGUAUUUGAUUUAUACAAAUUGCUGACAUGUUAUUUUCUGCAUCAACAGAGGCUACCAAAGCUCCUUUAAUUUAUGCAAAGCAACACACCUUUCUGAAAGACUACAUUCUGCUUUAAUUUAUGUGGUGAUUUUCACAUCCAUUUAUGUUCAACUCGGAAAAAAAGGUGCAUGAAAGGGAUAGUACUCUUUUUUAAAUCAAUCUUGAAGACGUGUACUUCAGCUCACAUGUCAAACUAUGCACUGACACUUUUUUUUUUUAAAUGAAAUAUGUUUGCCAAACAGAUGUGUGUGAUAUUUAAAAGACAUUGAAUCUACUCGCUUGGAAGGCUGUUAUCUCACAUAAUUGUCUACUUAAACACCCCGACAACAAUGCGGCUUCACUAAUGGAUAUCACAUAUGGUCCAUUUGCAUAGGCUUAAACAUACCCACGCACAGGAUAAAUUCAUGCAUGUAAAUACCCAUCUUUUAUGCAUGAUAGUUGACAUGUAAAACGACAAGCUUCCUUAGAAUAAUGUUUUUAUAAGUACAGCAGUAUAAUUUGUGUGGGCCUUUAGUUCAGUGACAUGUGUAACCAUAAUGAUAUGAGUGCAUUGGGCUGUGUGGCAGUUUUUAUGCAUGGGCUGAUUAUGGUCAUGUGUGUAGGUGUAUAUUUUCUGCAUGCAUGUGGAUAGAGACGUUCUUGUCAGGGCAAAUGGGAUGUGCGUGUAUGGUUUGUUAGUUUCUCCCUCUCAUACUUAAAUGAUGACUUUAAAUGUUUUAGCUUCUCGAGUUUCCUUCUCUGUAGCCGUCUGCUGUAAGCGCCUCAAUUGUUUUUGCAACUUCAAACAGUCCUAAAGAAGACAGUGAACAUAGUCAGUACAUACUUAGGUUAUGAGAGACUGAAGGGCGGUGGUUGCAGGUGAGAGCGUGCAUAAGUUUGGCGAGCAGAGGGAAAGGCGUUAAAGUGGUUUAUGAAUUACAAACCAUGAAGUAAAAGGUGAAUAAUUAUGUGCAAUUACAGCUUCUAUUCAUGACAUAGACAGAAAUUCCUAUUGAUGUCUUUUUAGCAAACAACACCAUCAUUGACAUGACUGACAAUUUCUAUGUCCUACUUUUCAAUGCCUGUAACUGGUACAAGGGGGCAUGCGUCAGUCUUGUUGCUGAAGAGACAGCAGUUAAUAUAAAAAUAUUCACAAUCAAUGAUACACUUGACUGUCAAAGGUUAUAAGCCUUCGAAUGUUAACUCUAGCAGAGAAAUCUUUGAAUUAGUCAAACUCUAAAGGGUUCCUGGAACAAAAAGAUGGCACUAUGAAAAUAGGUAAGAUUACUGUACACGAAGAGAAUAUUUUAUCACAGGAGUUUAAGCUACUUGAUAAUAGAUUAUCUCCAAAAUGAACCGAAACAGCAGCAUAUUGCUUAAAAUAAAAGGAUUACAGGUUUUAAGAGAGAACUAAACAUCCAAAUCUACAUUGUGGAGGAAGAUGCGGACUGACAUUAGGUCAAGAUGUCUCCUUGAAAAUCUGUUUCCCAUUUCACUAAAAGCUCUGUCUUUGAUGUUUAGCAGGAAUCUCUUAAAUGUCUGGAUGUAUCAAGAGGAUUCUGAGUCAAUAUGACCUGAGGUGACUGCAGCCUCUGUAUUUUUCUCUCUCUUUGUUGCAGUGUGGAGGUUAUCUGUUGAUAUCUCCAAAUAUCAUCCUGAUCAUCCUUGGAUAUCUUUUCAAUUCUCGUAAAGAAAUAGUUCUGACCUCUUAAUCCUAGCACAAGUUAUAACUGCAGAAUAAAGAAAAUAUUCUUGAAACGAAACCAUGAAAAUUGCCGAGACUCCACUAAGUGUAGAAAAUUGACAACCCUGGUUCUGUGCCUACAGGUAUUUCAUUUUAAUUUAACAAUCCCAACAGUUAGAAAAAAAAGCUUACAGCCUCGAUCAUGUUUACCUUUUUGUUUUUUUGCAGGACAGCGGUGGAGGCCAGAUGCCAACAGCUGUCACAGAGGUUCCUUUCACAUUGGAUGAUUUGGACCGGACCAUAGCUGCCUUUGACACUGUUGAACAGCUCUUUAGGACUCUAAGCCCUGACACGUGGAGACAGGACCUGGACAGUAUCUACACUCAAACACACAUACAUUACAGAUCCAGAGCCUAUCACCUCGCAAGCAGACACAAUAAAGGUAAGAUGAACAUCAUUUUCAAAAGCAUAAACACUUAAGUAUAAACACAGAAGAGAUUACAGAAUACAGUGUAUGUUGGGGGUGGGAUUUACUAGUGGCCCCACGAUACGAUAUUAUCACGAUACUUGGACCACGAGAAGAUAUUAUUGCGAUUUUUAACAUUUUGCGAUACAGUGAGUGCUGCAAUACAAUAUAUUGCGAUUUAAAUUUUUUUUUAUCUGUUUGGCAUUUGUUCAUAUAACACUUCUUGCAAACCUUACAUAUAUGUUUGUUGUAGUAACUUUAUUCUGUUGAUUUUAUUUUUCCAUUAUCAUAGAUUGGACUUCAUAUUAACAAUUAAUUUGAAAAAUCGGUACUUGGUAAAUGAGACGAUAUGAUAUAUCACCAGACAAAAUAACGCGAUACUGUGCUGUAGUGCUGGGCGAUAUGGAAAAAAAUGUAUAUCACGAUAUGGAUCAUUUUAUAUCACGAUAACGAUAUAUAUCACGAUAUAGCUAUGGUAUGCUUUCAGUUCUAUGAAAAAUUUAAGUGUAUACAGCUGCACUAGUACAGUACGAGUACAAGACCAGCACUUACAACUAGAAAAUUGAAUAAAUAAAUACGUGGCCCAAGUGCAUUCAUGUCUGUGCUCACCCAAAGUUAUGCAACACUCACAGAAAACGCUGAUAGUGUGAGCCAAAGCACUCCAUAAUAAUAAUAAUAAUAAUAAUAAUAAUAAUAAUAAUAAUAAUAAUAAUGAUAAUAAUAAAUUUAAUUUGUAAUGCACUUUACAUUUACAAAAAAUCUCAAAGUGCUACAGUACAGAGUAAAAAAAGAGCAGCAACAAUAAAAAAGCAAUAGAAUGACAGUCACAGAUUGGCAUAAAAAAAGAAUUAAAAAAAAUAAAAAAUAUAGAGUUUCAAUGUAAGAGGCAAGGUAGUAAAAGCAUAAAGGAAAGCUAACCAAAGGCUUUAUUAAAAAGGUAGGUCUUUAGGGCUCUUUUGAAGAGGUUGUUCACACUGCUAGAUGUUUCUCCUCCAAAGCUGCUCUCUGCCUCCAUCAUUGUUUACUUUACUCUUGAAGCACGUAGCAAGACCCGAGCAUGAAUCCGAGCGCUUUAUUCGCCUAUCAGGGGCAGACAGGUAAGGUGAUUUGAUUCACCACGACUCCAGAAAUGAUUGAAAAACUACAGAAUGUCACAAAAUUACGUUUCCUCGCUGCUGGCUUGAAGGGUACAAAUGCGCAGCCGCGCUCCCAGCUGACAGGAAGUCAAACCACUGUUGUAGUUCUUUUGUGUUGCUAGCGCGGUCAAGAGUGUUGGCUCUCACUGAGAGAUGACUACAAAAAUGGACGCACCUGUUCAUCUGGUUGUUAAACACGGCUGAAAAUGAUCAUCUUUUAAUGUUGUUCCCGCUCCUGCCCACUCCCGUUGCUUUUUUCCCGUCCAGUCCCGAUCAAGGGAUUCAUUAAAAAAUGAUUCCCAUCCCGUGGGAUUCCCGCGGGAAUCACGUGACCCACGGGAAUUCCCGAAAAAUGUCAUCCUCUACAGGGAAGGUCCCGGAGCAGAUGAAACAGGUGCCGGAACGGCUGAAAUAGGUCCCGGAUCCGAUCAAAAGAGGUCCCGGAUCGCGCUCUGACUUGCUCCGGCACAAAUUAAGCACUGCUUACAAUGAUCCCCUCACGUGUGUAACUCAGGUAACCCGCAACGGCGGGAGACGCUGGACACGAAGAGGGCACGUAAAGCGGCGUCAUGUCGCAAAAUCGAAAGAGAAAUGCGAGCCUACAUGUCAACGCAUCCUUUUCUUUGUAAGAAAAUAUUGUUUUCUUUCCCGUUCGACACCAAAUACACUUACUGAAUGUGCAAAUAUUGUUGUUGUUACUAUGAAUCAUCUGAUGGCACAAGCCCUAUGGAUAACAUACAGCCUAUCGCCGAAACGAUAAAAAAAAAAUGGCACGAUAGACAUUUUCUAUCGUGCCCACGAUAUUUAUCGUCCUAUCGCCCAGCACUACUGUGCUGUAUCGAUUUUUUCUCCCACCCCUAGUGUCCCGGCCUUAAAAAGUAGUUUUACAUUAAAACCUUUACUACUCUGAGACUUGAGUUCAGAUAGUAUUUACUGUUCGCUUAAGUUUAAAUAAACAAAGAGUGCAGCACCAAGAAAAAACGUAUUUGGGGCAGUUUAUUUGUCACAAGUAUUCCAAAAAAGUUUGACCUCUAACCAGAAGAAAUCAGUUUAAACUUUGAUUAAACUUAUUCUGUUGUGUAUGAUUGGUGCUGAUGCAGAGCUGUGUGUAAUGCAAGGUUGUAAAAUGUAACAGGAAACACAAGUUAUAUAAUGAAGCUCAUUUAGACUGUAAGUUGUUCAGCUAUUAAUAUCAUCUUUCCUUUUGUCUUGUACAAUGAAUAGAGCAGAAAAAUAUAUCUUAUUUAUGUUUGUAUAUUGAUGCUAUCUUUCUGUUAUGCAUAAAUUAAACGUUAAAAAGAUUUAUUGACCUUUAAUCAGAUGCAAACUCAAAGCAGAUUUAAAUAUCUUAGAAUAACAAGUGUUUACAAGAACUGUAUUUUAUAUAUAAGAAUACAAGGGUGUUAAUAUAAUUGAGCUUUGUGGGUGGAAGGCUGGAAUUUGCAUGUUUACUUGGUAAGCUGAGUGCUGUGCUGUUUAUUACAUAGUGCUGCAGAUAGUCGUCCUCAGCCAAAGAGCUGCAUUCACAGCAUUUGCUGCAAACCGCUGCAGAGGUUGGUGUAAUAGAGGGGAAGGGAGAGCGUGCGGCCUUGUGCUGACAGACAAAGACCCAUGCAGCAGGGGGCCAAUUCCCACUCAUUGGUCUUUUCAGGAAACCCAGUGGUACAGCAUCUGGAGUGGACAAGGUCUAUUGUAAAUCUAGGUCUAAAUGAAAUGAUUAAUCACUGUUGUAAUUAUGUAAUCAAACCUCAUUGUUGCCUUCUCAUCUAAUGUAGAACAGGCAUGAAUUGUUUCAUAUGCAGUUGGAACCACUUUUUUCAGCCAGUGACAGAUAAGGCAGAAUUAGGCAAUGACAUGUGGUUAUGUAUCUCUGGACUUCUGUAUACAUACAUAUAACAUCUGUCCCUCCAAUAUACUUGUCAUACUUACAACGCUUUAAUCAAUCAGAGUCCAUAAUUAUUUUGACCGUUGCUCUUUUUUAUUGGUAGAAUACCCAAAUCAUUAAAAUACUACAUCAUAUGUUCACUACCACCAUGUAUACAUGAUGAGUUUGAUGUGUCAUCUACUGUCAUCAAAAGCUUGGUCUUUAUCUAAAUGUUAGUGAGAAGUUCACCUGUUGCCUAUAGCCGUGUUUAUUUCUCACUUACAAAGUGAUGGCAGCCGUACUGUUUGGCUAGCAAUACGCGUCUAAUAAUGCCAGCUCUCAUAAGCAGAAUGACAGUGAGAUGAGAAGGACAGACUUGGACUUUCAGUUGGGGGAAUGUUCUGGCAGUCCGUGUUGAACACAACAGCAGGCAGAUCCUACACUGCCAGACUGAUAUCCUGAAUCCCAUCUGACAACCAUUAAUCUGUCUCUACAAUCAGACAUCUGUAAGCAAAUCCAGAACUCAGUGUCUUCUGGAUCAAAAUUUUAACUCGAACAUCAGAUCUGCUCGAUUCUGUGUCACAACAGACAAUCAGUGUUCUAAUUUGCCAAACUUGACACACUUCGAUUGUAAAAACAGAUUAUCCUUUAGGACCAGGAACCUAGGAGACAAAAACCACAUUACUCGGCUGGUUGGAAGUAGUUGAACGCUGACUGUUGUCUGCACCAGUUUGACUGAAAGCCAUGUAGUAUUAUCAAAUAGUGAUGGACAGUGAUUGCAGACAGAUCCUGAGAUUGAACUUAACCAAACACAAAAAGGGGAAAGAUUUCAAGAUGAAAUUGCAGUUGAAUAAACCAAGAUGUGAAAAUAACUUCUUAACUCCCCUCUCUUGUUUUCUGUUUUCACAUAAGAUCAGUGUGAGAUAUGAAACCAGCUAUAGAUGCAACAAUGUAAUGCACUGUAUGAUGACUGCGUUAUUGUAUCAUCCAAUGAACCGUUUGCCCUCUAACGGGUCUCAUCAAGAGUCAAAGUAAGAUUUAAAGUGACAGGAGACCAUCGGUUCAAGACAGUAUUUCACUGUGGGGUUAGUACCAUCAACCUGGAGUCACUGAGAUAAUAGACCUUGGGCUUAGAAGAGAUUAAAUAAAGAUACGUACACCCUUAUCACCCAUGUCACACAAUGAGGAAGGUACGUAUGUGGCUAAUUCAUAGAAGCAUUCACGUUUACCAAAACCCUGAGUCUCUCACCUAUCACCCCUCCACUUUCUUUGUAUUUCUACCCUCGGUGUCCCCCCAUUCCAAAUCCUUGCGCUUGACAGCAAAUCCAUCUCUAUUUAUCAGUGCAUGCGUGAGCUGUGCUAGCAUGAAUAGAUGCCGCAUAUAGGGACUGUACGUGCGUGUUGCAGCACUUUAAAAAAGGUGUAUAGGUGCUGCUGCAGGUCUUUCAUAUACUGUACCAGCGUAGCUCCCUCUAAUUGGAAAUUCAACCUGUGCAGCAGAGCAGAAAUCCACCACAGUCAGCAGCUUAGCUUUGUUUUCAUUAAGACACACACACACUUGGUGGCUCACACCCACCUUUGUUCCCAUGAAGGACAGUAAGCCUGAUCGUAAUAUUAAUUGGUACACUUUUAAGUCCAAGUAACUAAGGCGUAUUCAGGCUUAUACAGUAAUGACUUUGCACAGAAUGAGCAGAAUAUUAUCACACAGCAUUUAUACUCAACUUUUUUCACGUUGCUGUCAGUGUGAGUGACAUCUCAGUCUCGCUUUCACUUCAUCUUUCCAUGUUUUCUCACCCACACCCCAUGACAAGCUUUCACGCCACUGCUUUUCUAAGAUUACACUGAUUCCUCCAAAGGACUGUUGGCUUGACCCUUCAAACACACAGCUGAUAGAGUCAAGCAUGACCUCUGCCUUUGUCUUCCGUCAGACUGUAGAGAAUAUAGACCCUUGACCCACAAACACAUUGUGCCGCUUGUGUUCAGUGAUACAAAGCAGGAUUGAAUGUGGAGAGACAGAUGACGGGUCGUGCUUUUGUCCAAGGACCCUUACACCAAGCUUUGUAUCAAUGCUAGAGUUGUGAUCAAACAUCACAGAUGUAAGAGACACCUGGUAUCACUCUUGACAUCCUUGCAUCAACUUUGAAAAGCAGCUGCUUGAAAAACUGCCAAUUUGCUCUCCAGUAAAAUCUGAAGAAAUCAGAAAUGAUGGGUUCCCUGUCCUUUUUCGUUUUCUUGACAAAAAAAGUGACACAAGAAGAAAAAACACUUUCAUGAUUUGGCUGCAUGUAAAGCUAAGAGUAGUUGUAUUAUUACAAAGACGUGAAGGGUGGGCCGAGACCAUGAGAUGAUUUCUACACAAACCCAAAAUUGAUUGGGAAAAAGUUGCCUAUGCAUCAUUUUGAUGGCGAUGUGUGAGAUUUACUUGUUUUCCCUUAAAAAAGGCACAAGUUGAUGGAGACAGAGUUAUAUUGGCAGAGGUUUCAGGUGGUUUGAAUGAGGAACAACCGGGUCAGAGCAUACAUUUAGCUGUUUUAACUCUCCAGGUUUUAUUUUUUACUAUCUUUACUAAACUCUGUUUAGAUUAUCUUGAUUAAACUGUUUUGAUUGCUGCUGAACCAUGUGACUCUUUUAGAUUUUCCUCAUUUCACCUCUUAAUACCCACACAAAUGCAGAGAUUAUUCCCCUGUCCGACCUUUUAUUCGGUCUCCUGUUUAGCAGAUAUGCAUACAGCAUCCUCUGUCGCUGAGAGUGCAGGGAUUUCAGUGCAGUAUGAAAACACUUUCACCACUCUUUCACACUCUCUUCUGCUCUUUCCUACAGCUGACAUCAACUAAAAAAAAGCCAAGAUAAAAAAAAAUAUAUAAGUGCCCCUUCUUUGUUCACCCUCUCUUCUUAAAUGACCCAUCCCAUGCUUUUAUUGUUGUUGUUAAUCGCUCGCCCUGCUUCCCUCCUUCUGUGUCAUCGAUGAUAACCCCCACAGCAAAGAUUUCUUUUAGCAAACAAUUGCUUAUUGAUUAUCAAUGCCAUUAGGCUUCCCUUGACUCCCACACAUCUUUUUAGAUUCUCGCUCUUAUACAUAUUAUUGCAUGUCAAGCAAAUCUGUCACUGUUAAGAGUAAUAUGGAGGACAUGCAGUUUCCAAGGGAAUUCUAAUGCAUGACUGAUCUUUAUUGUUGCAUUGUUGCAGCGACGCUCGAAAAAGAGCCUACCUCUCUGAGCUACUCUGUUGUAGUUUACAGGGAAUAUUGAUCUUGACAAGUCCUUUAUUCUUGUACUGGGUCGUAAAAGCUCAUUGUACUUUAAUAAAGUGAAGAAUCUAGUGGUGCCCAAAGAAAGUUUCAUUUAUCUCCAUUCCAAAUUAACUCUUUAAAUCCCCUGGGAAGUGAGAAAAGGAGUUUCUACCUUUAUAAUUGUGCACUUUUUGUUUUAUUACCACACACUUUAGUAUCGGAUAGUUUGAAUACACUACAUAUUUAGAUCAAGACCCAUUUUAAAUGCAUUACUUGUAUUGUAUUCACUGGAAAAUGACUAUUUCAAUACACUUGUGCAGCAUAUGUUGCUCGGAUGUGUAAACUGUUCAAGUCACAGGCCAUUAUGCUUCUCUAUACCAUCCCAUUUGCUGGUUUUGGGGUUGUGCGCUUAAGGACUCUGAUGCAAUCUUAAAGUUGUUUGAUAUUUGCUCGUGCGGUCUCUCCCAGAGUGGUUAAUGUUCGCCUCUAAGAGACUCAGCCACUCUGAACAGGCCCUUUCAAUACCCAACCAUGUUACUAACCUAGCCAGUUACAAAGAAAAGGUCUGAGUAUUUUUAUUUUAUUAAGCACAAGUUUAUAGUUUCAAAUUUUAAUGUCGUCAUUGCACUAUUUUCAGCACUUUUUCAGCUGAGUGGAGGGUUCAGAUGUUCAACAAACUAUCAAAAUGUUUGUUUUUUUCUUUUCUUUUGUUUUUAAAUUCAAUCUACGUUAUUAUCUGUCCACACUCUUGAAAAUAAAGCAAAAUUCUUGAGCUUGGGGGAUCUUAAAAGGUUGAGGAGUCCUCUGGAGUCAUAGAGGUCUUUUUUCUUUUGUCAAUGAAAAGUGAAAGUAAGGCAGAUCUAAUGUUAAAAUUCUUUUUGAUUUAUGCCAUAUUUAAUAUUUUGUCCAUUUCUUAAUGCUCUUACUUCAAAUCCAACCUAUUAGCUGAUGCAAUCAUUUGGUACUACAUCUUUUUUGUCAGCUUUUAAUUCUUCAUCUUCCAUGCUGUCAUCUCUAGCAUUAAUCCAAGUGCUUAUAUUUCUAUUGAUUAAUCGAGUUCUUGACAGUACAGCAUCUCAUCCAGGUUGGAAGCCCAAGUUCUAUUUGAUAUCCUUCGUUCUGUGGUCCUGCACUUUCUCGUCUGAUUUGUAUUGGGUCUUUGCGGUAACAAUGCCAACAUCAAAGAAGAGAGUCAGACAUCCUGUUGAUUUCGGAGUCCUUUUUUUUGAUAGGUGAUAAAAGCUCAGCAGCUGCUUGCCUCAGCUGGACCUGGAUCUUUUAUUUGUUGGACCAUCUGGUGCAGAUCACUUCUUUUUUGGAAUAUGCUUGUCUCAUAGCAGCUGACAUGCACUCCAACCCAUUCUUAGUUCUUCCUUGAAACUUCCACUUGCUUUAAGAUGCGUUGCCAAAAUUAUAUUUAUGACAAUGUGGUAAUUCACUAUCAGUUAAAGAGAGGAGUUCUUGAAAGAAUAGAUUGAACUCUUCUUUUUUUGCCUUAAAGAGCGCCCUAUUCAGCAGAUAAGAGAAUAUACAGUUUUGCUUUGCCUUUCUUGGGUCGAUGCAAAGCAGCCUUGCAUUAAAAUACUGGUCAUUUCAUCGACCCAUACCCUUGUGUAACCACCAUCAAUGGUAUGGCCAUUGACGGUGAUAAUUACCUUGCUGGUGAUAAUGGUAGUGAAGACAGGAAUCAAUCAGCACCUGAUUGGUGUGACUCUCCUCUGUUCACUCUCUUACAUUUUUUUUUUUAGUUGCAUCCUUCAAACCACCUGAAGUCUCUAUGAUUUCCUUUCAGAGAACAGGCAAUCAAGAGUGACCAAAGAGCGGAAAUGCCUGUCAGUCACCCUUUGUCCGACAUGGUCACGCGGUUAACUCAAACCCUGGAUUCCUGUCAUUCAGUCUGAUCUCUAAUGCCAGUAUUAGGGGGACAAGAAAUAAAUAAAUACUGAUAGAUUUUGAUCACACAACUUUUCAGGCACUGCUGGUUUUACCCCUCUAGACCAGUACUCUGAUUCUCUCUUUCCCAUCAGCUCUUACAGUAGUCGCUUCUAAUCCCCUGAAAUUAGUUUUGAACCAUUGAAUAAACCCAAUGAACUGAGGUCACAUGUACACAUACAAGGUGAUUUUCUCUAAAGUAAUGACAUAAAGAAGGACUGAAGUCAAUACACUCAAUCUUCAAACAAUUAUAACCCCCCUCUUCCUCCCGUGGCCGGUAAUCUCAGUCCUCGUGUCUUGACACCUUCUUUUCCACACAGCUGUAUUCAUAUUCAGUAUUCCCCCAUCUUUCAACUAUUUCCAUUCAAUCAAUAUUAAGCAUGCUUUAGGAUCAAGACAAUGAACCAAGAUGGUACACUGUUACAAGAGAGCUUGAGUAGGGAGAAAAGGCAAAUAGUAAGAAGAAGACCUGAUGCAUUUGCUGCUGGUAUUUUCUCAUCUAUUGAAAAUGACAAUGAAAAAUUGCUGAUAUUUAGACUUUGGUGUGAAAAAAAUCCUCUUUGAACCACAACUUGGUGUUAAUAUAGUUGGUUUGUUACCAGGUAAUAAGCAGAAAUAGAUCAAGGAGAGAAAAUACUUGAUGAAAAACAACAAAGUGUUAUUUUUUCAGUAACCUCUAUGAAGUACUCUAAAAAUACGAAGAAAAAGAAACAACUUCCAGAGAAGCUUUACUAAUAAAUUGUUUUUUUACCUCCACUUUCUUUCAAACUGUCCAGUUGAUCUGAACCGACUGUAUGACGAUGUGAAGCGCUACAGCUGCACCCCUCGUAACUACUCAGUCAACCUACGCGAGGAGCUGAGGGCCACCAAUGCCGUCUUCUUCCCUCGGUGUCUGCUGGUAAAACGCUGCGGAGGAAACUGUGGCUGUGGGACCGACAACUGGAACAACGGCUGCACCUGUCAGGCCUCCAAGACAGCACUCAAACUACAUGAGGUAGGGCGAAAUAGCAUGAUGACACAUUGGUUGACCUCCCACAAUAUCAUUGAAACUCUUCAAUCAAUGCCAACAAGAGUUAAAGUUACCCCCAAUUUCAACCGCAUCCGGAAUGGCUACGAAAAGGCAGCAUCCGCAGAUCGUAGCUAAUUGUAACCAUUCAAGUUGAUAUGUCAAUUUCCAUCAACCUCUUUCCGUUCCGCUGUGGAUGACGGGACUCCGCAGCGGAUCGCAAAAGUUCUAUUUUUUCCAGAUGCCGGAGCAUGCUGUAUAAAUUCAGCACAGAUUAACCUGUGCUGGAAAGUAAGUCAGGCACAGACACAAAAUAAAACAUCUGGCUUCUUUUCAAAAUAAAACACUCCAUGUUUCAGGCGGAUUGUAUUUCACACCAUGCAAACGGGAGGGGACGAACAAGUGAAAGGUCCUGCCGUCCGCAAUCUGCCAUGAAAUUCGCCUCACAAACAGAUCCGGUAGGAAUUGGCGGACUGCGAAAAUUGCAGCCGUUCCGGAUGCGGUGAAAAAUGGGGGUCACACUUGCAAAAGUCAAGUUUUUUGCAGGUUAAGACCUUCUCCUGAUGUGACUGCAUAAACUCCAGACUCUUGUUGUUCUGGAAGUGUUUUAGAAAAGGCAUGCCAAGUUUAUUUCAAUAUAUUCCCCUCCGAAUUUCCACUUUUGAGGCCUCAUUUUGUUAGGUUUCUUUUUUUUGUUCUUGCGCAGCAUUGUGUACAGAUCAGCAAUACAUUUCUGAUAAUGGUUUUGUCUUUUUUUAUGUGAGCAGAAUGUUUCAAGUGUCACAUUUUCUUUAUACUUCUGCACACGGGUUUAAAAUCGAGCCGGAGAGGAACUUAGCUGCGGCUCAUUUGCCUCUCUUGACCACCAGACUGCAGCACAUUUUUGAUGCAAAUUUGCAAGAAACCAAAAAGAUAGUGAACACCGAGUUAGUGAGGGAGGUAGAAAGGAAGGGGGGCUGAGCUUACAGAGCCAGGUUCUGCAUCGACAAUGAAGCAGCAAUGCACCAGCAGCCUCUCACUUUCUUCCUGCUUCUCUUCCCUCCAUCCGUUUCUACAUCAGCCAAUCUCUCCUUACCUCUCUUGCUUCAUUGUAAGCGUUCCAUCUCUCUUUUUUGCUCCCUUUCCCUCUGUGGGCUUCCAUCACCCUUUCAUUUCUCCCAAUUCCCAUUUUCAAUUUAUCCCUUCACAGUACGCCAUUCUUGUUCUUAAGCCUGUCAUUCAUUCUUUCUCUCUCUUUUCCCUCCAUCUCUUUGUGUCUUUGUUCUUGUAUAGCAUCAUUAUUGAAAAACGGUCCACAGGGCCUUCUCUCUGUCUCUCUCCCUCUCUCUUUUAAAAAUCAUACAAUGGAAAUUUAGACAAAAGUGGGAUUUGGGAUGUAAUUGUUCUCUGAGUGUGUAAGUCACUGUCCUCGAGAGCUUGAACAAGGUAUGUUUGUGUCCAGAUGCUUGCAUGUGGGCUCUUAAAUUGUGGGUGGGUUCUGUGUUUUUGUGUGUGUUUGUGAAUCAUUUCUAUCCUCCUGUUUUUCUCUAGUCUUUGCUGGUAGUCUUACUUCAUUCACCGUCCUAACUUCUGAAGAAACACUUCAUUACUCACUGCAUUGUUUCAGCACCGGGCAGUCUUGACAUAAAUCUUGAGCAGCCUUGCUUUCACUAAGUUCUGUGGAAAGAAACUCACUGCACCAGUUUUGGGACAAUUUGUUCUUCCACUCCAUUUUCACAUUACAAGUGCCACCUGUGCAGGGCCUGAAAAUCUGUGAAAGAAAAGACAGUAAAAUGGAAAUGCUGCAGAAGUUGAGCUUCUCAGUCAGUUUCAUGGUCAUUUUAUAGACUCUGUUUACAUGGAGAAGUCUUGCACCCAGUUUUUCAAUAUUGAUCUUGAUGUGAUUUCAGACCUGUAGCUUGUUUGCUGUCUCCUGAAUCAGAUGAUGAAAUGCUGCAUUUUCGCCAUGGGUCAUUUUGUGUUCACACUCCAAUAUUGUAAAGCCGUGCAAGGCACACAGAAGUGCAGGGUUGCCCUCACGUGUAUUGGUCGUGUUUUGCAUUGUGGGAAGCCAUUUCCAAGACAUCAACAAAGUAAUUAUCUAGUCUAUGGUGUUAACCAGGCCUCCCUUGGACGUCCACAGUGGGUCCACAAUGCUGCUGCUCGUCUUUUAACUGGCGCUCCAACGUGAGAGCACAUUAGCCCCAUCCUUCACUCCCAUCACUCUCUCUAUGUUUGCUUUAGGAUUCAUUCAAACAUUUUAUUGCUUGUUUUUUGAUCUUUGAAUGGAGUAGCACCACAGUAUAUCUCAGACCUCCUGCAAGUCUACACCCCCUGUAAGGUCUAAUAAUUAACUGACACUUGUGGUUCCUAAGACGAGACUAAAAAUCAAGGAUGACUGUGUCUGUUCUGCAGUGGCCCCCAAACCUCAUCAGUAAUAACACCACAUCUUUAAACUUAUCUUGAGUCUUUGGCUCUUAACGCUUGAGAGUUGUGUUUCUCUAUCCUUUUUUACAGUUAUUUACAGUAUUAUUCUGUGUUUUAUUUUGGUGUUCAAAAUACAAAAUACUCUUUUAGUAUUCUGUAUUUUGAUUAUUUUUUGGUUUCUUUUGUAAUUUAAUAUUAUUACAGUGUUAGUCUCUGUUUUGAUUAUUUUUAGUGUUCCUUUGUAAUUUAAUAUUUUUUGCAGUGUUAUUCUUUUUUUUUUAGUGUUCUGAUAUAAUUUAAUAUUUUUACUGUUAUUCUGUAUUUCUGUUAUUUUUAGUGUUCUUAUCUAAUUUAAUAUUAUUACACUGUUAGUCUCUGUUUUGAUUAUUUUUAGUGUUCUUUAGUAAUUUAAUAUUUUUGCAGUGUUAGUCUGUAUUUUAAUUAUUUUUAGUGUUCUUAUGUUAUUUAAUAUUUUAACAGCGUUAUUUUGUAUUUUUAUGUUCUGUGUUGUAACUUGCUUAUUUUACUACAUAACACUUCAGUAUGUUGUGUUCUUUUUAAAAAUGUGAGAUACUAACAAAUUUAAUUUAACUGAACUUUUUAAUCACUGUGCGAGUGCAACAUAUCAACAUCACCCCUUGUCUACCAUAUUUUUAAAUUAGUGUCUACAGCGCAUUGCUUCAUAUUUUUUUUCUCACAGACGCCAGGUAUUCAGUAUGUUUCAAAGAUGGGAAUGACCUCAGCCUCAAAAAACACUUAAGAUAAUGAAAAAACAAAUCAAUGAAUUAAGGUCAUAAUAGAGUUCCAGUUUGGUGUUGUUUUCUUUUUUGACUUUUUAAAAAAUGUGACUAGUUUAAAAUUUUCUUUCUUCAUUUUGGCUCAAACUUUUUUUUCUUCUUCACACCCAAUUAUCAUCGCUACAUUUUUUCAUCUCACAUCUUUUCCUAUCCCAGCUGACAAAGUUUUCUUUUUAAAACACUGACAAACAGUGCAGGUAAUAACCAAGUUUACUGAGUUGAUAUUUUUCUGUCUCCAUAAGGUCCUCAAGUAUGCUCCAGAGGUCACCCUGUACCAGCGCCAUCGGAGGCCGAAGGUGCGCUGGGUCAUAGGCGAGAUCUUCCUCACGCACCAUGAAAAGUGUGAGUGUGCGUGUCCCUCCCAGCCCCCUCGCUGA
This is a messenger RNA of Xyrichtys novacula (pearly razorfish), 62180 nucleotides long. The record is from the annotation of a GenBank genome assembly. Lineage: Eukaryota; Metazoa; Chordata; Actinopteri; Labriformes; Labridae.